UGUAAGCACAGGCGGUAGAUGCACAGUUCCACAAUGCAGUUCUCAGAAGAUAUAAGUCUUCUUCUGGCUCUUUGUAUUUCUUCUCUCUUCCUAUUUUUGGUGUUCAAAAAGUCUAUUUGGAAGAACAGACAUUUUCCACCAGGACCUACACCUCUUCCAAUCCUGGGAAAUAUUCUUCAACUGAAGGGAGAUUAUGUGAAGACAUUGAUCAAGGUAGGUCUUCAAUGAGUUACUUAUUGAUGAAAUGCGCAAGCUAGAUUAAGGUCAUGAUUAGUAUGGGAUAUUGUUGGCAAUAGAGUCUUUAAAAGGGGUGCAGUGUGUGUGUGUGAGGGGUCCAGUGUGUGUGUGUGUGAGGGGCCCAGUGUCUGAAGGAUGCAGGGUGUGUGUGAGGGGCCAGGGCGUGUGUAAUGAGUGCAAGGUGUGUGUGUGUGUGAUGCAGUGUGUUAGAGGUGCAGUGUGUGAGGGAUGCAGGGCGUGUGUAAGGGGUGCAGGGCGUGUGUAAGGAGUGUAAGGUGUGUGUGUGAGUGAUGCAGUGUGUUAGGGGUGCAGAGUGUUAUUGCGAGGGGUGCAAUGUGGGAGGGUUGCAGUUUGUGAUUGUGAAGGGUGCAGUGUAUGUGAUUGUGAGGAGUGCAGUGUUUGAGGGGUGCAGUGUGAAAGGUGUAGUGUGUGAUUGUUAGGGGUGCAGUGUGUGUGUGAUUGUGAGGGGUGCAGUGUGUGAGGGAUGCAAUAUGUUAUUGUGAGGGAUGCAAUGUACGGGGGUUGCAGUUUGUGAUUGUGAAGGGUGCAGUGUGUGUGGUUGUGUGGAGUGCAGUGUGUGAGGGGUGCAGUGUGUGAUUGUGUGGGGUGCAGUGUUUGUGUGUGAGGGGUGCCGUGUGUGUGCUUGUGAGGGGUGCAGUGUGUGAUUGUGAAGGUUGCAGUGUGAUUAUGAGGGGUGCAGUGUGUACGGGAUGCAGUGUGUGGUUGUGAGGGGUGCAUUGUGUGAUUGUGGGGGGUGCAGUGCUUGAAGUGUGAGACUUUGUAGGCUAGUAUUGGGGCUGAGUGUUGCGGGGUCUGAGAGGGGAGCAGCUUUUUGAAUUUUAUUAUUAUAGAUAUAUUUUUAAAAUAUAUUUUUUAAGUGUUUCGCCCCGUCCCUGUUUCUUACCUGCAUCCAGGGAAGGGGGCAGCAUAUUUCCUGGUGGUCCGGUGGCAUUGUAUUCCCAUUGUGGUCUGGUGGCGCCCUAGGGGCUCUCAACCUUCACCUCUGUGGCUCUGCAGGGUGAAGGCACUUCCUGCAAGUCCUGGCAUUAUGUGGAAUCAAGCGUUGCCGUGAUAACCACGGCGACGCUCUGAAACCCAGGAUUCAGUCAGCCGUGGAGGUGAAGGUAGAGAGCCUCCUGCCCCCCUUCUUGCUACAAAACUCUGUAAAGAGGGUGUAUGUAAAAUGAUGUAUGUAAGGGGCCUGAGCUUGCUGGGCCCCUUACAAGUAAAAGUUUAGCAACAUAUUUUUAUGAGGGGGAGGGGCAAUUGCCCUGUUGCUGCCCCCCCUGUAUCUGCAACUGCUAUAUAAUACAAGUAACAUUUUCAAGCACACUAAAAACUAUAAUAUAUUCAUUUAACUACUUAUUUUGUUGCCCUUACUAUACCAGCAUUAUGCAAACAUACACACGUCUAGCCAGUCAGCAGAGGGCGCUGCAGAGUUAUUGAAGUAACAAUGUAUAGUCUAUACAUUGAUUGCUGCUGUCACACACCUCUUUCAGGUGCUCCUGGGACCAAGUCCAUAGUCUGUAGGCAAGAGGCUGGCCUUCAAGCCUCUCCAAAAGGUCCUGGCAUAGGAGCUUCUGUCACAGUAUUAUUUUAUAAAAUGUUUACAUAUAAGUAAACACUUUAUUUCAGGGAAUCUCCUGGCUUACCUUUGACACUCCAGCUCCAGUUGCUGUGGACUACAUCUCCACUGAUGCUUUGCUGGUAUUAUAGUUGUAAGAUGUGACGAAGUGCCCUUCGCCACUUGUGCCUGGAGAGGACUGCUUGCCCGCCUCUUGCCCUGUGACUAUGGCCCCUGGGAUGUAUUGCCCUUUAAAGACAUGAUUUGGGCAUAAUGGAUUUGUGUUGUGCUGCUGCUGGCCCUUUAAGAACCAUCUGGGGACAUACUGUGGAGUUACUGGGUGGCCACCAUUUCCUGUAUCAGAAGCACAUGGUGAGAACAAUGGAUGGCGGCCAUUUUAACUCACAGACACUGUUUGGACUUUUCAACACGGUGCCAUCUUGCCAGUAUUUGGUGCACAGAGACAUCGUGCAGUGGUUUUGGACUAUACAGCAGGGGACACAUUAUAAAGUGAUUGUUUUUCAUUUAACCUGUAUAUGUUCUGCAGAAUCUGCAUUAAACUGUAUUUUCCAAAGUACUGAACGGAUCUGGGUGAAUUUUGGAUAUGUGGUUCACCCAGAUCCCCCGGUUCCAAGGAUAUACUUUUAUGGGGUUAUUGCAUGUUUUGGGGUCCCUGUGUGUUUUAUGAAACUGUAUUAUUUCUGGCCAGCAGAUAAUUGAGCUUUGUGUAUUGUAGAAACUCAAUUAUCUAGCCUGGCCCAGAGGAGGAGUUUUGUGUUGCAUAAAUUGUGAGUUCUGUGUGCCAGUAAAUCAGUCUUGUUCCAGCAUUAAGCCUUGGCUCAUGUUUGGGGGAAGGGAUACCUACACUCUGGGGAUUGCUAUAAUCACUUACUCCCCAGAGGAAGCUCUUGCAAUAGCUUGAUUUGUUCCUGUUCCUGCUCUCUGGGGAAAGAGAGGUUCACCCACUGGAAGCUGGAUCCUGGCCUUGGGUCCAGGGUGGGUGGAAACAGCAGAGACCCCGGCGCAGUUGCAUCGCUGGAAGUGGGGUCUGCAGUGCUGAUGGUGUCGGUUGGAGUGCUUGGAGUCCUCAGCGAGCACUAGGAGCAUCGAUUGGCGGAGGUACUCAGUCGGAGUGCCAGCGUUCCGUCACAUAAGAGAAUUAUGGGAGAUGUAGUCCAUAACAUCUGGAGUACCUGAGGUUGCCUACCCCUGCUCUAUGGGAAGUUUUGUUGAGAAGUGCCAUGUAUCUGCUAAUCCAUGUAAAUGGAUAAAACAACAUAGAAACAUAGAAACAUAGAAUGUGACGGCAGAUAAGAACCAUUUGGCACAUCUAGUCUGCCCAAUUUUCUAAAUACUUUCAUUAGUCCCUGGCCUUAUCUUAUAGUUAGGAUAGCCUUAUGCCUAUCCCACGCAUGCUUAAACUCCUUUACUGUGUUACAAGCUCAGGAUACAUUUGCGAGAGGCUCGUCACUCGUCUGGAUUUGUGAAUAUACACUAGAUGUUGCUUACCAGCAUGGGUUCUGGUUGGAUAAGCAAUGCUUCUAAAAGAGGGUAAGAAUAAGAGAGAAACUGAUAAAAAAUAUUUUUGUCAAGGCACACCCCCAAUACGCAAGCAAUAAAAAUAUAUAUCAUGUGUUACAGAACCUUAGAGUGGCUGGGCUUAAUGUAAUGAGCAAGGAAUAUAGUCCUAACAUAGAAUAAGGGCAACCAGGCACAUACCAAGGAUAGAAGAAGUUAAAAUAAACAAGUACACAAAGCCAAGAUCAAGCAUUCCAGAGGUAAGGCUAGUCAGAAACCAGAGCCAACUCAAACCAGAAAAACACACUGAAUACCAAAACGCAUUUUUGUCUGUAAAGUAGCAUGCAAAGCUAUUGGCAGAAAGGUUAGUUUGGUGGGCGGCUUGAACUGGGCGAAGGAGAGAGUUGAAGGUAUCAAAGAGACACCUGGGAUUGUGUGAACAUUAACUAAUGAGAGAGGAAAGGUAUAAUUGUUUAGCAAGGGUGAGGGCUGUGCUGUACGAAUGCAAGAUGACUUUAAAAUGGAGAUUGUCUGACAAGGACUUCCUCCAGCAGGGUUCAGCUGAACAGGAGCAUCUCUGCAGGGAGCGGGUCGACUUAGUAUUCCAUGGUUGGAGGCACGUCUUUCUUGAGGGGCAUGUUUUGAGUGGGGCGGCAGCAUCCAGGGCAGAGGUGAGGGUAGCGUUAUACGAGGAAAUAGCAAGAGAGGGACAUGAGAAGGUAGGGAUGGAUGAGAAUGCAGAAUGGACAUCAGCUGACAGUUGCUGCAGUUCAAUAGAAUUCAGGUUCCUUCUGAGUUGAGGGGGGUUAGGAUGAGGAUGUUGGGUGAGGAGGCUGUCAAAAACAAAUUAUGAAAGGUGGUAACCUGAGAGAGCAAAUGGAGUGUUACGGAGCUUAGAGACUAUGCAUACAUCAGAAGGAAUAAAAUGAAUACACACAGAGACAUUUAUACAAUAAUAAAUAAUAAACCAUAUAGAGGCUGUAAUAUAAGCAAACAUUUGAUAAGUAUUAAGUCAUAGACUCGAUCAUAGGAUUCCAGUAUAUUUAAUUCAUUAAUUAAGCUUGAGCGUUACUGCUCUAGAAUUAUUUCUAAAUCCCAUCUUGAAGCCCACAAACCUCCAUUAUGAAAUAACUUUAGUUGCCCUCGACCUCCAGCAUUUAGUUCUUAGUAAAACUAUUUUAACCCUUCAAUAUUCCAUGCAGUUCCGUGAGACAUACGGGGAUGUUUGUACCAUUUACCUGGGGUCACGGCCAGUGAUUUUGGUAACUGGCUACAAGGCAGUGAAAGAAGUCCUCGUGGACAAAGCUGAUGACUUUUUGGCUCGUGGAGAGAUGCCUGCCUUUGACUCUUACUACAAGAAUUAUGGUGAGUUAAAAAAUGGCUGUAAUUAGAUUAAUACAUUUGUUUCUUUAAACUGAAUUUCUCAAUCCCCCCCAGCCUCAACCAGUUAGCCUUUCAGACAGGAAGAGGAAGAGAUGACCUCUAGGCCUUCAGAGUCCCCAGUGAUAGGUGCUUUUAGGUUUGCCCAGCAGCCUAUGACUGAUAGGGAUUGUGUCUGUUCUUAACAGUGAGCUUGUCUGUAGUAAGCUUAUGUCUGGUUGUCCGUGACAUGGUCUAUAGUGUGUUUGUGUGUAUGUCAGUGAACUUGCGUAGGUCAGAGAGCUUCUGUGUGUGUGUGAGUGUGCCUGACUGUAGUGAGCUUAUGCAUGUUUGUGUCAGUGAGGUUGUCUGUAGUGAUAUUGUGUGAGUAUGUGCCAGUGAACUUGUCUGUGUCAGUAUGUUUGCCUGUUUUGUGCUUUUGUGUUUGUGUCAGUGAGCUUGUCUGUAGUGAGCUUGUGUAUGAGUGAGCUUGUGUGGAUCAGAGAGCUCCUAUAUAUUUGUGUGAGUGAGCUAAUAUUUGUGAGCUUGUGUGUAUCAGAGAGCUUGUCUGUUGUGAGCUUGUUUGUUUGUGUCAGUCAACUUGUGUGUAGUGAACUUGUGUGCGUGUCAGUACGUUUGUCUGUUGUGAGCUAAGUUGUUUUUGUGUUUGUCAGUGAUCUUGUCAGUAGGGAGCUUGUGUUGUUCAGAGAGCUUCAUUGUGUGUAGUGAGUUUUGUUCUGUGUGUAAGUGAGAUGGUCUGUAGUGAGCUUGUGUGUGUGUGUCAGUGAGCUUGUCUGUUGUGAGCUUUUCUUUGUCUGUGUCAGACAGACUUCAGGGUGGGUUUUACAGCACUGUAACACCAUGAUUCAGUGGAGCUAGGGGCUGUAGAUAAGUAUCGAUAUAACUGAUCCCAAAGUACAUUAAUAAAAAUACACACACUCUAUGUGACACAAUGAAUUAUUUAUCAUAUAAUGAAAUUCUUUAAUCAUUAUGUGUCUACGCAUGAAAAAAAAAUCAAAAAGUAAAUGUUUUUCUUAUAUUUGUUUUUGAUAACACUGUAAAUAUUAUGUUAGUUAAGUGGUAACGAUAUGUAGGAGAUAUACUCAAGUGAGAGCCUUGGUACAUGCGUUUGUGACCUUGAUGUAGAUACAUGUAAAUGUUACCUGAUUUUUCUUGUAUAAAGGGCCAUCUAGGCACCAUAACCACUUCAUCUCAUUCUCAACCGGCUGGAAUAUUUUUUUUUCAGGGCUGCUUUGUGUUCCCAGUCUGGCCCUAAGGUAAUCAACACAGUAAAGGAGGAGACAAUAUUUAAAGGAAGAAAAACUACCACAACAAGAGGACAUAGUCUUAAAUUAGAGGGGCAAAGGUUUAAAAAUAAUAUCAGGAAGUAUUACUUUACUGAGAGGGUAGUGGAUGCAUGGAAUAGCCUUCCAGCUGAAAUUAUUAUUAUGAUAUUUAUGAUAUUAUAUAGUGCCAUCAAAUUCCGCAGUGCUUUACAAUGGGCGGAUGAACCGACAUGUAGUUGUAACAAGACAAGUUGAACACACAGGAACAGAGGGGUUGAGGGCCCUGCUCAAUGAGCUUACAUGCUAGAGGUAGAGGGAGUGGGGUGAAAGGGAAGGAAAUUACAGUAGUCAAGGUGAGAAAGGACAGUGGAAUGGACCAACACCUUAGUCGCAUCUGUCGUUAAGUAGGGGCGAAUGCGCGCAAUGUUUUUGAGAUGGAAAUGACAGAAUUUGGCGAUAGAUUGAACAUGAGGCUUGAAGGAGAGGUCGGAGUAAAAGAGAACAUCUAGCCAGCGAGCCUGCGUGGUGGAGCUGAUGGUAGCACCAUUGACUUGGAGACAGACAGACACAGGAGUAACAACACUUGAGGGAGGAAAGACCAGAAUUUCAGUUUUGGUCAGGUUUAGUUUAAGGAAGUGGGCAGCCAUCCAGUUAGAAAGCAGAGAGGCAGUCAGAUACAUUAGUCAAGAGGGACGGGGAAAGAUCAGGAGAGGACAGGUGGAUUUGCGUGUCAUCUGCAUAGGUUCUUAUCUGCUGGCACAUUUUCUGUUUCUAUGUUUCUAACAGCAAUGGAAGUAAUCUGGCAGCUAGCCAAAGAUCCAGAUCCAUACAAAUAUUUUUUGUAAAAUCUAGGCAUUGCAAAACAAUCUAUGGCCUCAUUUAAAUAUUUUUGGAUAAUGUUUUUUAAAUAAUUUAAUAUUUUGGAUAAACUUUUAAAAUGGUUUUAUAGUUUGAAAAAUAUUGAAAUAUUGUGAUAUUUUUGGAAAUUCUAAAUUAAACAGAAUUUGCAAUAAAGGAAGUAUAAACAUUAGAUGACUGUUUACAGGAAGUGUUUAGGAAGGCUGUGUAAGUCACAUUAAGCUAAAGUUGUUUUGGUGAUUAUUGUGUCCCUUUAACCUAUUGGAAUUGUAAGAACUAAAUUAGGCCAAAAUCAUUCAACAGAAACUUUCUCCAAUUUGACUGUAUUCAAUCAGCUACCUUGGACUAGAUAUUGCAAUUUCCUCACCAAUUCACCUAGCCUACCUAUACAGAGCAGGCAUGCAACUUAAUGAAUAAACAACAAAAUAACUAGUGCAAUUUAUAAUUUGUUUUACUUUUAUAUCUGCUAGUAAAGUAUUGUGUUUCAGUUUUUCACCACUUACUAGUUGAAAGUUUAUCUCAUGUGAAAACUGUUUUUUGUGUUAUAAAGUUUUUACUCUUGUAUUUUAGGAAAUAUACCUGGGGCCAAUACAUUAUAAGAAAAAUUCUGUGUCUUUUUAUGUAUUACCAUAGGUUUAUAGGGGAUUAAACUUUGUAAAUCAUCAUAGUUCCUCAGAUCUGCUCAAUGUUUUAUAAUUUCUGACUAAAUGUAUUUGCCAAUAGAAUGAGGGGCUUCCAUCCAUUUACUGCCGCCUAUUAUUGUUUUGUUUUUUUGGCACAUUAGCCAUACCCUCCAGUGGGGAACAGAACUAGGGUUGUCGGAGAAACCACAUUCAGUCUCAUACCGGUUGAGAAUGAGAUGAAGCGGUUUUGGUGCCUAGAUUGCCUCUUUACACAAGAAAAUCAGAUAACAUUUACAACAGAGGCAUAACUAGAAACCACGGGGCCCUAGUGUGAAAAUUGCCCUGGGCCCCCCAUACGUCUACCCCAACCCAUAUGUUUCUGCCCCCCAUAUGUCCCCGCCCCCUCACACAUCCCCCCACAUAAGCAGACAAACAGAUACACAUGCAGACACUUACAUAGACACACACACAUAGGCACACAUACAUGUAGACACACACAUACACACAGACACACACAUACAUACUAACACACAAACACAUACAGACACACAGACAAACAAACACACACAUACAGACACACAUACACACAGACAUACAUACAAACACACACAAACAUAUACACAGAGACACAAACACACACACAGACAAAUACAUACAAACACACAAAUACACACAGAGACCCAUACAUACAGACACACAUACAUACACACAGACACACAUAUAUACAGACACACACGGACACAUAAACACAGUGACACAGACACACACAUACAGACAUACAGACACACAUACAUACAGACACACAUACACACACACACACACAGAUACAGGCACACAGAGACACAGACACACACACACACAUACAGACAUACAGACACACAUACAUACAGAAACACGCAUACACACACACAGAGACACAUGCACCUUUUAGGUGCAGGAGGGAGACUUUCCCUGGUGUCCAGUGGCUCAGGCUGAUGGGAGUCAGAGUUCCCACUCUGACCUCCUUCUUCUCUUCCUCCCGCACAGGCUCUGUAAUUGAAGGGAGGAAGUGACCGAGACAGUCACUUCGUCCCUGCACUCUGAUGUCAUCAAAGGGGACCAGGUUGCGCUGUUAAAGCUUCACAGCGAAGACCGGGCCCCCUGGAAAUUUAUUUCCAUCGGGUGGCCCUAACAGCAUGGGUCACCCAAUGGGCCCCUUAAUGUUAUACUGGCCCACGAAGUUAUACUUCGUGUGCCAGGGCCGCAAUACAUGGUCGGUGGGCACCCGGUCGCACGUGUCCACAGGGUGGACAUCAAGGUCACAAGUAGAGUAUAUCUCCUACAUAUCGUUCUCACUUAACUAACAUAUUACAUACAGUGUUAUCGAAAACAAAUAUAAGAAACAUUUUUACUUUUUGAUUUUUUUUUAAUGUGUAUACAUUCAAUGAUUAGAAAAUUGUAUUAAAUUAUAAAUAAUAAGUCAUGUCACUUCUGAUGGAGCACACACCAGGUUGCAAUUUUCAACUUUAACUGACCAUAUGAGGAUGCAUUCCACUGUUUUGAUCAUUUUUAGGUUUAAUUUUUACCAGCGACAUGAACCGUUGGCGACAGCUCAGACGUUUUUCUCUCUCUGCCUUACGAGAUUUCGGAAUGGGGAAGAAGAGCUUAGAGGAGAAAAUUCAGGAAGAAGCAGCAUGUUUGGUAAAGGAGCUACAGAAAAUGGAAGGUUGGUGUAUAAUUUACAAAGUAAGAAACACUGCUAUAGGGACAGAGGUAAAACAUACUAUAUUAUUAAGAGGGCUUCAAUAAUAAUUCCAACAGAGAUUUGAACAAAGUAUUUUCACUUAAUUAAUAAUAAUAGCGAACACCGACCUCCCCUGGCUGUUAACCACAAAUUAACAACUUGACACAUUAGCUUGAGUAUUUUCCCUGGGUGGCCUCCAUUCGUAUAACCGAACGUAUGUGGUCCAGUGCAUGGUGGCCAUUUUGAUUUUGUCUCCCGAACACAGACAGCAGUACAUGGUCGCCGAAUGCCUAGAACUAUUUUUCAGCCACCCGAGUCCGCGAACCUGGGUGGAGUCCGUACUGUUGUCCGUUCAACUUCCCGACCACCUAGUCGAACGACGGGGGAGCAUUCGUUUCAGAAAAGCCAAGGGGAGUGUUUGUCAGUGUUCACACAGGAACCCCCAAAAGCCGACUGGCCAUCUUGCCCAAUCCUCUGGAACUGUUUUGAGUUAUCACCUCGUGGCCGGUCGGUCAAAACUUUACUCGAAUAGCAAUUUCAUUCUACUGAACCGAUCUGAGUGCUUUUUGGAUAUGUUGGGUGCUCAGAUCAGAGUUGUUUGGGGAUAUGAUUUUUGUGGGGUUUCUGUAUUAUUUUCAUGUAUUUUUGGGGUAUUUUAAAAUAUGUGUGUCAGUUUCUGUAUUUGAGAGAUAAUUGAGUUAUCCCAAUUUUAGCUCAAUUAUCUCUCAAACACAAAGGCUCUUGGGAAGAAACCCCUUUCUUCUUGAUGUGUAGACCCCAUGCUAGGGGCCAGUGCAUAAAAGCCGUGUGUGGCAGAAUAAAGUUCAGUUGUACUCCCAGAACUGUGUGUUGUCCAGUUACUGGGGAAGAGGUAGGCUAUUUACUUGGCAGUAUCUUGUUCCUGAGUUCUACUAUUGGUGAUCCAGUGGAGGAAAGUCCCGGUCAGGACUAGGGCUCUGCUACACAGCCUUUUUUAAAAAAAGACUCUCUUGUUUGAUUCUUUAUGUUCUGCCACAUUUCCCUUAUCUAAUUGGUUCUUGAUCCACCCGUGGUGAGCCAAAUUCUCAUGCUUGAGGGCAAAAUAGCAUUUCUUGAAAUGUUCUCUUUCCAAGCUAUUUUUCUGAGUCAUCUUGUUUUGUUACUAUUUAUCACUGUAUUAAUUAAAUGUCUUACUUAAUGCUCUUUAUUGUUCUUUGGAAAUGUUUUAGAAGCCUUCUUUGACCCUGGUCAAUGUCUAAGCAAGCCACCGUGUAACAUUAUAUUCUCCAUCAUGUUUGGGAAUCGACAGAAGUACGAUGAUGAAGAGCUUCUUAAUGUAAUAGAAUACGUACAUAAAAGUUUUUUGGUAGUUUCCUCACCAUGGGGCCAGGUAAGAAAGACACGUAAACACAUAUACAAAUAACACAAUAAAACCAAAGUGUGUUUAUUUUAAUGUUAAUGGAUUCCUUCCAGUUAUUUGAAAUGUUCCCGGGGGUCAUGAAGUUCAUUCCUGGUCCUCACCAAACGAUAUCUGAAUACCUAGAAAAACUCCAAAUCUAUGUAGAGAAGAGGGUUGAAAUGAAUGAGAAAACGCUGGAUCCUGCCAAUCCAAGGGACUAUGUUGAUACUUUCCUCAUUAAAAUGAAAAAGGUAGAAUUUUAAAAGUGACAAUAAUAUCUAAAAAGGCCCUGUGCACACACAAUAUUACUAUAUAUAUGCAGAGCAACAAUAGAAGUUAUAAGAAGAACUAUAUAGAGUAACAGGAGGAAUUAUAUGUUGGGUUAUAUGGAGUAACUGGAGGCGUUAUAAGGAGGGUUAUACAGAGUAAUAGGAGGAGUUAUAUGGAUUUUAUAUGGACUAAUAGGAGGAGUUAUAGGGAAGUACAUGGAGUAAUAGGGGGAGUUAUAGGGAGGAUAUAUGGAGUAAUAGGAGGGGUUAUAGAGAGGGUUAUAUGGAGUAAUAGGAGGAGUUAUAGGGAGGGUAUAUGGAGUAAUAGGAGGGGUUAUAGAGAGGGUUAUAUGGAGUAAUAGGAGGGGUUAUAGGGAGGGUUAUAUGGAGUAUUAGGAGGAGUUAUAGAUAGGGUUUUAUGGAGUAACAGGAGGAGUUAUCGGGAGGGUUAUACAGAGUAAUAGGAGGGGUUAUAGGGAGGGUUAUAUGGAGUAAUAGGAGGAGUUAUAGGGAGGGUUAUAUGGAGUAAUAGAAGGAGUUAUAGGGAGGGUUAUAUUGAGUAAUAGGAGGGGUUAUAGGGAGGGUUAUAUGGAGUAAUAGGAGGAGUUAUAGGGAGGGUUAUAUGUAGUAAUAGAAGGAGUUAUAGGGAGGGUUAUAUAGAGUAAUAGGACGAGUUAUAUGGAUGUUAUAUGGAGUAAUAGGAGGAGGUAUAAGGAGGGUUAUAUGGAGUAAUAUGAAGAGUUAUAGGGAGGGUUAUAUUGAGUAAUAGGAGGAGUUAUAGGGAGGGUUAUAUGGAGUAAUUGGAGGGGUUAUAGAGAGGGUUAUAUGGAGUAAUAGGAGGAGUUAUAGGGAGGGUUAUGUGGAGUAAUAGGAGGAGUUAUAGGGAGGGUAUAUGGAGUAAUAGGAGGGGUUAUAGGGAAGUACAUGGAGUAAUAGGGGGAGUUAUAGGGAGGAUAUAUGGAGUAAUAGGAGGGGUUAUAGAGAGGGUUAUAUGGAGUAAUAGGAGGAGUUAUAGGGAGGGUAUAUGGAGUAAUAGGAGGGGUUAUAGAGAGGGUUAUAUGGAGUAAUAGGAGGGGUUAUAGGGAGGGUUAUAUGGAGUAUUAGGAGGAGUUAUAGAUAGGGUUUUAUGGAGUAACAGGAGGAGUUAUCGGGAGGGUUAUACAGAGUAAUAGGAGGGGUUAUAGGGAGGGUUAUAUGGAGUAAUAGGAGGAGUUAUAGGGAGGGUUAUAUGGAGUAAUAGAAGGAGUUAUAGGGAGGGUUAUAUGGAGUAAUAGGAGGGGUUAUAGGGAGGGUUAUAUGGAGUAAUAGGAGGAGUUAUAGGGAGGGUUAUAUGUAGUAAUAGAAGGAGUUAUAGGGAGGGUUAUAUAGAGUAAUAGGACGAGUUAUAUGGAUGUUAUAUGGAGUAAUAGGAGGAGGUAUAAGGAGGGUUAUAUGGAGUAAUAUGAAGAGUUAUAGGGAGGGUUAUAUUGAGUAAUAGGAGGAGUUAUAGGGAGGGUUAUAUGGAGUAAUAGGAGGGGUUAUAGAGAGGGUUAUAUGGAGUAAUAGGAGGAGUAUAGGGUUAUGUGGAGUAAUUAGGGUAUAUGGAGUAAUAGGAGGGGUUAUAGGGAAGUACGAGGGUUAUAUAGAGAUGUAUUAGGAGGGGUUAUAGGAGGGUAAUAGGAGGAGUUAUAGAGGGUUUUAUGGAGUAACAGGAGGAAGGAGGAGUAAUAGGAGGGGUUAUGGAGGGUUAUAUGGAGUGUUAUAGGAGGGUUAGUGGAGUAAUAGAAGGAGUUAUAGGGGGUAUAUUGAGUAAUAGGAGGGGUUAUAUAUGGAGGAGGAGUUAUAGGGAGGGUUAUAUGUAGUAAUAGAAGGAGUUAUAGGAGGGUUAUAUAGAGUAAUAGGAGUUAUAUGAUGUUAUAUGGAGUAGAGGAGGGGAGGGUUAUGGAGUAUGAAGAGAGGAGGGUUAUAUUGAGUAUAGGAGGAGUUAUAGGGAGGGUUAUAUGGAGUAAUUGGAGGUUAUAGAGAGGGUUAUAUGGAGUAAUAGGAGGAGUUAUAGGAGGGUUAUGUGGAGUAAUAGGAGGAGUUAUAGAGAGGUUAUAUGGAGUAAUAGGAGGAGUUAUAGGAGCGUUAUAUGGAGUAAUAGGAGGAGUUAUAGAUAGGGUUUUAUGGAGUAAUAGGAGGAGUUAUCGGGAGGGUUAUACAGAGUAAUAGGAGGGGUUAUAGGGAGGGUUAUAUGGAGUAAUAGAAGGAGUUAUAGGGAGGGUUAUAUUGAGUAAUAGGAGGAGUUAUAGGGAGGGUUAUAUGGAGUAAUAGAAGGAGUUAUAGGGAGGUUAUAUGGAGUAAUAGGACGGUUAUAGGGAGGGUUAUAUGGAGUAAUAGGAGGAGUUAUAGGGAGGGUUAUAUGGAGUAAUAGGAGGAAUUAUAUGGAGGGUUAUAUGGAGUAAUAGGACGGUUAUAGGGAGGGUUAUAUGGAGGUUAUAUGGAGUAAUAGGAGGGGUUAUAAGGAGGUCAUAUGGAAUAAUAGAAGGAGUUAUAGGGAGUGUUAUAUGGAGUAAUAUAAAAGGGGUCAUAGGAAGGAGGUUAUAUAGAGGGUUAUAUUAAUAUGGAGCAACAUAGAAAAUUAUAACAAGAGUUCUGUGGUCCAAUGUGAUGGGCCUAAUAGACGAUUAUGUGAGGUAUUUUAAUUAUCUGACUACUGUAAAACAUAAUUAACCGUAUUUUCACUUCCAUCCUCUGUUAAUGUAUCAGGAUAAGAAGGAUCCACAGAGUGAAUUCAGCCUCCGAAAUCUGGUAUAUUCAACUUUACAAAUUUUCUUCGCUGGGGUGGAAACCAUAAGCAGUGUAUUAACAUAUUCUCUUCUUAUAUUACUGAAGAAUCCAGACAUCAUUGGUGAGUGAUUGUAUUCAGGGUUAGUAUUGUAGAAUUAGGGAUACUAAUAGAAUUGGGGUUUAGUGUAAACAAAGCAAGAAUUAGGGAUAGGGUCAGCAUACAUUUUUUCCAUGAAGUUAUUUUGGGAUAGGGCAAAAAUAGGUAAAUGUUUUUUUAAUUCUUUAUUUUUCAUCUUGACAAAAGUAGCCAGGUAACAUUGACAUUAUGGCUUAUGCAAAAGCCCAAUAAAUCUCAAACAUAUUCAAUUGUAGUUAUACAGAUGCUAAUGCAGUACAAAACCAGCGAUAAAAGUAGUGAUAUGCUUAUUUGGCUACCUGCCAAGGGAUUUUUUUUUUUGUUUUGUUAAUCCUUUGAUUGUGCUCAAUAGACACAGUGGGUUUACAUAAACUUUUGGGCUUACGCGGAAGCCUACUUGAAUAAAAAAAUUUGGAAACAUAUUGCAGUGCGACAGAUACAACAUAAGCCAAUUCCUUAAAAAGAAAAACCAUUGGUACCUGUCGUCUACUGAGGGUUUUAUGUUUUCAUACACUUCCUUUUUCUGUUAAAUUCGUCAUGUUCCCUUUUUGGAAGUUUUAAUUUUCACCCUAAACAGAACAGGUGUAUAUACACUCUUAGGCUUACGAGGAAGCCGAAGGAACUACAUAGCUUUAUAAGGAAAUACUAUGCAACCUUAUCCUCGCAUGCGCUCUUUACUAUAAACCCUUGGGGCCCACAGUCUAUUGGGGUAAUUUAUGUUUUAAAGUAGCCUUCAUGUUCGCUUAUCAUUCUAGUACUUAAGCUACAUUAUUCCUCCGACCGUGUGAAGGUAAAUGUUUUAGUAGCAGUAAAAAAAGCAAAAAAAAUUUAUAAUAUGCUAAUUUAAUUUAUAGCAUUUCAGCUUUUUUAUUUUAUAAAAAUUUUUUGUUCCUGCAGAGGUCCGUGCCAUGAUAAAAUGGACACUGGGUCAAACUCUGAUGUUGUCCAGCUUCACUUCCGCCUCACUUUUGGAUACAUUUUUCAAAUGAAUGAAUAUUUUUAGAUAAACUUUAAAAAAAUAAUUUUUCAAAAUAUUAAAAUAUAAAAAAAAUAUAUCACAUACUUAUUUUGAGUAAAAAGGCUUUCUCAGUUGUCAUCACUUAAAAAAUAGGUACGAUUUGUGACAAGGUUCAGUCAUGCUCUAAUCCAAGUUUCCUUACUUUAUAUUUGGGAGUAGCAGAAUACAAAUUUAUUAGCACACAAUUUACAUAUCAGGACUGCAAUAUUGUCCUGGAAAAUGUAAUGCAAGUGUAAAAAGCAGAUGGAAAUCAUUGUCCAUCUGGUAAACUGACUUUCCGGACACCUAAAGUAAUUUAAAGCUUUAUUUUUGAAGAGUGUCCUUUUUUUUCAUUUUACAAAAAGAGGUCAGAGAUCUCAAAAGAAAGCGCUUUUAUAAUUUAAACUUGUUACACCUCCCUGGCUGUCAAUCAUAUAACUGGUCCUGUUACUUCCUGGUUUGGUUAGCUCAGUGGAGAUAAACUCAAGAGGCAGCAAUUGCCCAAAACACCUGCCUUGCAAAGACUUCUUAUUGAGCUACAUUGGGAAGUCUGUGAUUGGACAGACACAGAAUGUCUGGGCGGGGUUGAAGGGGAAGGGCUUGCAAAGGCUGCAGAAAAGAGAUCUACUGUGUUUUGUAGAUAACCUCAAGGAAAUAAUUGCAUGCUUUCAUUGGGAGUAUAUCUACCAAACAGUGAUAUUUAUUUUGUUUGCAUUUGGAGAGUCCUUUUAAUGUUGUGCUAUGUAUACAUAUGAGGUAUAUCAAGAAAGCCCUGUUUUUAAUGUGUAUUCUCUUUUGGCGCUCUUAAAGAAUAUCUGCACUUUUUGCAAAAUUAAAAAAAUAGGAUACACACUUCAUACAUAAAGCUUCUUUAGCAAGCUAAAAAAGUGUUGAUUUUACCUUUUGUUAGGUGUUCUUCAAUAAAUAAGUCACUUAAAAAAAUGCAGUAACAUGUAGUAAUGUAGACCCUGUGUACAGAUCACCAUCUUUCUCUCCAUAUUAGCCAAAGUCCAAGAAGAAAUAGACAGAGUUAUAGGAAGAGACCGCUGCCCAACUCUACAAGACCGAAGUCAGAUGCCGUAUACCGACACCGUGAUGCACGAAAUGCUGAGAUUUAUAGACCUUCUUCCCCUUGGAGUUCCACGAAAAACAACCAAAGAUACGGAGCUUCAAGGAUACACCAUUCCAAAGGUACAGACCAAGUGGGGCAGGUAGGGCAGGAGUGGAAGGGCCCACACCAGGCUGUCAAUAUAGCUUUAUGGCUGAGAUUCAGAUCUCUUUUUGACCUUUAGGAAGUCCUGCAUACUGACCUCAUGGUUCUGGUAAAUGUAGUCAUAUCUGUGACUGAGAUUAGGUUAGUUAAUAAACAUCAUAAUAUGAUUUACGGAUUUCUACUACGCAUGCGUGUCAAUUGCCGCUCUCGCAGUAGGAUUUUCCAUCCAAAUUUUAAUGCUUUCCUAUUGUGAUUCCAUUGGCGCUGGAAGUCCUCAUGCAUAGCGUGAGGGCAUCCAGCAUCAUUUAGUGGACCAAUAUUCACCGAAUGAUCCAGAAGUCCCUGGUAGACAGACACUAGAGGAGGAGUUAACCCUAGCUGGUAAUUAUUGCACUUUAUUAAAACUGCAAUAAUUACAUCCUCAGGGUUAAGGGUGAUAAGGGUUUGCACCCAGACCACUUCAAUGAUUACAGUAUCCUUUUAAUGUAAUGCCUACAGUGUCCCGUUAAUGUAAUGCCUACAGUGUCCAUUUAAUGUAAUAGCUCUGGGACAUAGAACUUGUCUCUGUAGCCUCAGUAGUGUAAAUGCUGUCUUUUUGGAUAAAAGGCAGUGUUUACGUUGCUGCCCAAUGCCACCUCUAGUGGCCGUCACUCUGGCAGCAAGAAGAAUAACUUCCAGGGUUUCGGUUCUACCAAAAUUGACGCCUUGCAUGGAGACACUGAAUGCUCCCCAUAGAGAUGCAUUGCCUCAAUUUAACUCUAUGAGGAGAUUGUGUUUGGCAUAGUGUGGGGAUUGACAUGCACUCUAGGCUCCCAUUGCUUCUCUAUAGGGAAGCAUUGGAUUGGCUGAGAGCAUGAGGAUUGAGCCAGAGGUGACUGCGCAGCUGGGGGGAAAUAGUCAAACUGCUUUUUGUCUUGUUUCGUUAUUUUGUUCUGGGACCUUAAUCUUAAUAGGUCGGCUAAAACUAUAGCGUUAGGAAUACAUAUUGUAUUGCUAAUUCUACAGUGUCCCUUUCAGGAUUCUGAACCUGCAAGGCAGUGCAUUGUAUCAAUAUUGACAUCUUACCAAUAAUAAUUUAAAGUGACACACUGAUAACGUUUAUCAAACAAAGCAAUUACCUUGUUCCACGCUCUUACUGCCUUCAGCGUGUACAUAUUGUUGGAGGUACAGCCUAGUCCCCAGAGAAGUCCAAAGGAACUUACAGUCAAAAUGAUACGUCCAUGUUUCUGUGCUUUAAAAUUACAAUAUGUAGAACACAAUGUCCGCUAUAGGAGGCAUCAUAAUUACAUUAUUUUAUUAAAUACUGUAGCAGUUUCCUUCCUACUGAAAUCCCUGCUUUCUGUGCUGUGAAUAUCAAUCAAUAAAGUAAUAUCUCUGCCAGUAACAUUCCAUUAUUGUUAUAUUUCUCUUUUCAGAAAUAUUCACUGCAGCCAAAUAACUGAACUUAUCUUUCCACUGGGAAUGUUUCCAAUGAUGUAUCUUUCCAUCCAGCUGUUUUGUUAUAUUGUAACCAUUAAACUGUUUUUCAGGGCACCAAUGUUUUCCCAGUGCUCUCCUCGGUGCUAAAAGACCGCUCCUGCUUCCCGUACCCGUCAGAAUUCAAUCCCCAAAAUUUCCAGGAUGAAAAUGGGGAAUUUAAGAAGAAUGAUGCCUUUAUACCUUUAGGUGCAGGUAAGUAACACUCAGAAACUUUCUUUAUUUGCAGCUCAGCUGUAAUGAGUUCACAAAGUAGUUCACUGGGAGUCCUGUAAAUGGGGAAGGGAUUGAGCAUUGCCUUGAGCGGGUCACCAGGUAAGGACACGAGGAUAAAACAACACAAGAACAGAACACGAUUGGAAGAACUUGAUAUGGGAUAUUGAGCAACCAGGAGCAAUCUUUCUGCCAUAUUGCUACACACAUCAUCCAUUUUGUAAUAACUUGACCCUGUAUAUAUAUAUAAAUACAUUUAUAUUUUCUCCCCUCUCCUGGGUGGUAUGUUUAUUCCUCAAUCUUGGGUGCUCUAUCCGAGGUCAGGGAAUCUGAGGGUUCUGCACUAUAUUUUAGCUGUUCCUAUGACUGCAUUCUUCUGGAAAGAGAUCUCAGAUGUCCCACCAGGAAUCUGUUGAAAUCACUCCCCCAACUUGGGAGUCACAGCCCCGAGUGCUCCUAUCACAACUGGGACUACUACUGCCUUCACUUUCCAUGUCCUUUCUAGUUUUUCUGUCAGUCCUUGGUAUUUGUCCAUCUUCUCAUGUUCCUUCUUCCUGAUGUUAUUGUCACUGGGGAUUGCUACAGCCACCAUGACUGCAGUCUUUCGUUCCUUGGCUACCACCAUGGUAGAUUUUCAGGUUGGUUGACUGGAUUUGAAAGCCCCACAGGAUCUUAGCCCUGUCAUUCUCAACCACACUUUGUGGCAUCUCCCAUCUGGACAUAGGCAGGUCCAGCCCAUAUUCUAAACAGAUGUUGUGGUACACAAUCCCAGCAACUUGGUUGUGUCUCUCCGUUUAUGCUGUUCCUGCUAACAUCUUUGCACAGUCUGCACUUUGGGUCAUGCCCGGUGUGGUAAACUCCAGCUCCUAUUGAUCUGGUGCUGAGUGCCUGUUCCUAUGCUGCUAGGAUUAGUGCAUCAGUGCUGUCUUUCAGUCCUGCAUUUCUAACCACUGGUAGAAUUUUGUCAUGUGAGUCACAUCCACAUCCUCAUCUUGCGUCCUAUAUUGGUUGUUGUCUCAGGCAUUCCCUUAGCAGUUCUUCUUUGGGAACCAUCUUUGUGAUGUACCUGUGGAUGCUCCGUGUUUGUCUGUGGCAUUUCUCAUUCACGAAAGUUGUGUUCUGGUGUGAUGUGUCAUAAUGUCACACACAUGUUGGUUUUGGUUUGGCCAAGGGAAAAAUGUACUGAAUCAUUGGAAUGAAUCCAUGUAGCCUCUUUUAUAUUCUGACAUUUGUUCUCAAUGACCCCUGAUCAUAGAGAUACUGAGGAUGAGGAAAUGUUAGAAAUGUACUCUACCAAUCAUUUUUAUGGAACAGAUUACAAACCAGUUUUACUGGUAGUGGACAGAAAACAUACUGGUCAGGUGUUCAGGGCACCUUUGCCCUUUAAUCUAUGUUAACUCUGGCAAUGCAGAAGCUCAUUAUCUUUAAAGCCUUUGCUCUGGGUUGACCUUGGCUUAUCUGGGUUAUAAUCUGGUUAUGAUCUGGGUUUAUCUGGGUUAUAAUAAUGGACAAUUUACUUUAAACUCCCAUUGUAUAAAUCUAUGUUCUUGGAUAUUAAUCCUCGGGUAUUAAUCAGGUAUUUAUUCUUAGCCCAGUUUCCUAUGAGAAGAGGGAAAUAGACAGGAAGUAUUGUUGUACUCCUUGGGAUCUCUAUUCAUUCCCUCACACAUCUAUGUUAUGGAUGGGAAAGAGACUUGUGCAUUCUGUUUCAAACAAAUUGCCAGUCAUCCAGAUUUUGGGCAAAUGGUGGGUUGGCCGAAUUCCAUAACUCUGAAACGUUAUAUGGACGCAUCGCAAAAUAGCCCGAAUUGGACAAUGAACAAACAUUUUUUAUGUGUUUUGUGAGUUCCUGCCGUGGUACAGAAAGUGAAAUGAUUGAUAGGAAAUAAUUCAUGGUUUGCCCACGUGCCCAUAAACUAGUUAUGGAAUACUUCCAACUACCGUGAAGUUUUAAACACAUCUAGAUCCUGAAAUAAAUGAAAUUACAGUCAAUGAUGAAAGAUAUAAAUAAUAGCCAGGUAGUGUGAAUGUCAUUGUGUAUGUGUAAACAAUUUGAAUCAAAUGUUACAUGUUUUAACUUUCACUAUGUGGCUCAGCCAUUUCUUUUCAUAUCCACAGGAAAGCGAGUCUGCCUUGGUGAAGGUCUGGUUCGAAUGGAACUCUUCCUUUUCCUCAUUACUAUCCUACAAAACUUCAAAUUGAAAUCUCCUGUCCCCCCUGAGGAAUUGGACAUCACACCACUUGUUUCUGGAUUAGGAAACCUUCCAAAGCCGUAUAAAAUUUCAUUUGUCCCCCGUUAACUUGGCCAGACCACUCAUAGUAUUCAGAAAGUUUGUUAAAUAGUUUGUUGAAUAGUGUAAAUAUUGUAUAAAUUCCACAGACUUUCAGACUUUACAGAAAACUCCACUCUUUAAUAGUCAUUUCUGUAAGAUGGUGACAUUGUGUCUACCAGUUGAGAUAUUACUAAAAUAUUCUGGCUACCUUACAAUCCAGUAUUGAUAUCUGUUCAAAACCAUGAUUUUCUCGAAAUGUACAUUAAUACAUACAUUCAUCUAACAAUGUGAAGCUGAAUAACCCAAGACAGAAAGGUUUAACAACAAAUUAAAAACAAUUGAAGCCAACGAGGGGUUUUGGAUCCCAGCAAAGGUUUCAUAUUACGAUGUAUGCUGUGUGCACCACACAAUAUAUGUAGCUCUGGUCCAGUGGGAACAGAAUACCCUAUAUAUACAAUAUAUAUAAUGGUUAAAUAGUAAAAAAAAAAUGAACAGGCUGCUAUGGUAUAGGGUGCACUUUUUGUUAGGGCAUAAUGGCCAUACAUUUACAGCAAGGUCCCUCUAAAUAGGCUUGUGCACAUGUAUUUAUGUUAGCAAUUUUCCUGUUGCAAAAUUUAAUUUGCUAUUAUAGAUUAACAUGGGAUUGUUAAAUGAUAUGGCUUGGGCUUCACAGCAAGUUAGGGAGGUGACAGGUGUUUGUUUUGCGCAUACGUUUAUAAAUAUGAUAAGGUAUUGGUUAUUCGUUAGAAAAAAAGUGCUUUUUCAAAUCUUUUUAAAUUGUUGACUUGGCUUCCGAUGGUCUUGUGUUCAAUGUAAGGUAUAGGGUCCAUUUUCAUGAAUCAUGGCAAGAGUAGUAUCAUAAUGUAUCAGAACGGUUCGCCACGGUUCGCCACGAACGGUUCGCCACGGUUCGCCUCGAACGGUUCGCCGCGGACUCCAGUCAGCAGACACAUUCCAGCCAAUCAGCAGCAGACCCUCCCUUCCAGACCCUCCCACCUCCUGGGCAGCUCACUAAGAAUGCAGCUUCAAAAUGGAUGCUGUCCAGGAGGUGGGAGGGUCAUCACUACUUGUCAAUAAAUGUCACAUAUAACAAUGUUAAAGGUUCAUCGGCAGCGUUUAGGUUUUAAUAAAUGUCACAUAUGAGAUUGUAAUUUUCCCAUCUGUUUAAUGAACUGAAACUGAUAAUUUUUAGAAGUGAUUUGAAAACUCACUCCAUACUAAAGAUUUGAGAAAUUAAAAUAUCUAAAAAUAUUAAUCAAAUUUCUAAAAUAAACUAUCAUUUUCUAUUACAUUGUGUACGUACGUUGUGUUAAAUUAAAUAGUGAUGGUGCAAUACAAAUAUACUUACGCAAGCAUUUUCACAUCUUCACAACAUUUUAAUAAAAAUAAUUUAAAGCAAAUUUUAGCAAAAAUUCGCUUCUCGUUUUAAGUAUAUUUAGUACAUUUAAUAAAACUUAGUGAUGUAUAUAAUUUUUUAAAUAAUAAAUAUUGAUUUUUUGGGGGGGGGGGGAGAAAAUGUCACCUUUUAUCUGACUGAGCUGCAACGUUGGGUAAGAUUCUACCGUUAUCCGACUAACUGCUGCUUAACCUAACUUGCUGCUGUGAGAGGUCCACACAGAGCAAUCGCAGCAAGUAGGGUAGGCUGAGCAACAGUGGGUCAGAUAACAGAGUCUGAUCCAACAUGUCCGCACAGCCAGAUAAAAAGGGAACUUUUCUUAAUAAAAAUAAAAAUAAUCAAAAAAAUUCAAAAAAGUUUCCUUAAAAUGUAUUAGAUGUUUAAAAAACGAGAAGUGAAAAUUUGAUGACGAUUGUCAAUUAAACUAAUUUUAAUCAAUGAUCCAAAAAUGUUUAAUAUACAGGGUAAGCAUAAAAAUAUCUAAAGUUGAGUAUUUUUUAUAAGAAUGAUAUAGGUAUCCAAAGUAAAAUACCUCACUCACAUGUUUUAGAGUCUAAAGACUCAUUUGGAAGAGUGCUAAUUUCAUUGUAAUUAAAAACAAAAAAAAUAUGUAUAUAUAUAUAUUUUUAGUUUUAAUUCAAAUCAUGAAUAUAUUUCAUAUGCUAAACAGUGAACAAACCGUUUAGCAAUGAUCUGCGAUCCAGUGACCAAAGACUUAAAGGGUCACUGCAGACCCCUAAACAACUUUAUCUCGCUGAAAAGCUUUGUGUGUGAAGAGUGUGUCCUUUUUUUCAUUUUGCAAAAAAGUGUAGGUGUCAAUAGAAAUUGACACUGUUAUAAAAAAAAAAAGCCUGUAUAUACCACUUUGGCUUUUAAGCAGACAACAGGUAAGGCUGUUACUUCCUGGUUUCGUUAGCUCAAUGCAGCUGACCUCAAGAGGCAGCAAUUGCCCAGAGCACCUGACUUACAAAGACUUGUCAUUGAGCUGUAUUGGGAAGUCUGUGAUUGGACAGCAACAGAAAGUGUGGGCGGGGUUAGAAGAGGAGGGUUUGUGAAGGCAGCAGACAAGAAAUCUGCACAUUUUUCAAGCUGAUUUUAGAUAUAUCCCCACUGAAUAAUAAUUAAUUAUAUGCAGGUAAGUUUUCAUUUGGAGUAUAUCUACUAAACAGUAAUUUUGUAUUUAUUUUUUAUUUGGGUAUUGAGGUGUCCCUUUAAGCCACCAUAACAGCUUCAAUCAGUCAAAGUGCUUAUGGUGCCUACAAUGUCCCUUUAAAAGUGCCGUAAUGUGAAAGUAACUAUCAAACAUAACAAUCAAAAUGUUAGACAUUUUGAACCUUAUACAGCCUUUUUGUAUGCAUGGUAGCCAUAUUUAAAAUGAUACCACUCUAAGAACAUUAACAAACAGGAAUUUGUUUUAAUUAUUAAAUAUGUUAAGUCAUGCUGAGUCACAUCUAGCUGAGGGACAUACCCUCAUAUAACCUUCGAUAAACUUGGUGUUCUCAUUUUAUCUAUGUACCAUCGUUCACAACACUCGACAACAGUGACUCAUAAUAGUUUUAAGGCUAAAGUUUAGUUGUAAGCAAACUUUAAGAAUAAACUGUAAGAUAAGUGAUAUUUCAUAGAUACCAUAAACAUAGAUAUAUCUAAUGAUAGAGCAGAAUGUUUGCAGUGCAGUAUGAUGCGUUUCCAAUGAUAAAAUAAUAAACAUAUAAGAAUAUUAAGCAUUUAUUUGGUGAUCAGCAAAUAAGGGGGUAAGCAUUAUACAACAUCCAUAAUUUGGCAAAGACAACAUAUGGUAUACGUCAGAACUCUGAUGAAAGAUAACUUGACAGGCGCACAGUCAGCUUUACCGGCAUAUGCGCUAACCUUACCCCAAACCCCAUUAAGACACGGACACAGGUUAUACUCUUGGAAAUAUUAGUCCACAGCUUAAUUAAUUAUUAAUUAAUUAAGGAAUAACAAAUAGGGUCAUUGCCAACAAAUAUUAUUAAAGCCAACAUCCCCCCCAUAUUUAUAACAUACCCCUGGCAAUGACAGCACAAUAAUAAUAAUACUAAAUACCAAUAUAAUAAACAUAUUAACACAUAAAUUGGCCCUACAAUAUGACCAUAAUUCCACCAAAUUAAAUUGUAGGGGUGUACCAAGACACCGCCACACCCACAAGUUCAAUUAUAAGGGUGUACCAAGACACCGCUACACUCCCAGGUUUGGAGCCAGUGACGGGCUCGAACCUACCAAGUGUAACACUGCCUAAUCCACACUAAAACUCCGGGUGCCCACUUCCUCUCCAUCUGGAAAAACUGUAAAAAUGUAUAACCUAACCAAAGUCAGGGAGGAUGGGAGGGACAACUGACAGGUAAGUUUAGGUUCAGUUAAGAUGGCCACUUCAUAUAAUGGCCGGUAUAAAUACUCCGCCCUACCCAGCUUGCUAGCUGUCACUCAACUUCCUUUGGCUGUUAUGCCUACCUCCUGGCUCUGUCAAGGUCCACUCACCUAGCUGCGCUGAUCCAUGGGCUACAUUCUAACCAAUGAAUUGUUAGUAUUAUUUUAAUUCUGAGCUACUCAUAGAGAUCUAUUGAAAUUAUACCUUCAUAAACACUGAACUUUUAUUAAUACAUUGACAAACUGUCAGAUUGCACCAGAAACUGUGUCCGUUGGAUUAUUCUUCACAACCAAUCGUAUUGUCUGUCCAUAAACUGUUCAAAUCUCCAGGUAAAGAGAUGAUUGGCCAAGCGUGUGAGGAUCCAGGUCAGUAAAAGACUCCAUUACACAAAAAAAUAAAUAACAGAUACAAAUAUUAGUGAGAAUAAAAAUUAUAAACAUAAUAUUACUGGUAUUUCUAUAAAUGGGAUAAACAUUAUAUGAUGUGUGUAUAAGGAAAGGACAUAGGAGAAUAUUGUAAAGAUUAGAUUCUAUAGUAAAAUGCUAAGCAAUAAGGAUAAAAGGCAAGUAUGUACAUAGCGAAUAUACUAAAUACAGUAUACAGAAAUACUAAAACAUAAUUUAAACAGUGAAAGAUAGUAAAGCCGAAUGAUCUGGCAAAUUAGGAAUGUCCCAUCCCCAAAAGUAUUUUGCUAGAUCAACCCUUUUGUUAUUUUUUUUUUAAUUUUAUCUGUUUACUGAUUGGGUUUUCAUUAUUUAGGUUUUUUUUUUGGCAGCACUGGGUACAAUGAGAUGUUAUAUAUCACUGCUUGGCAACAACAAGCAACAGCUGGCCUGCAUCCUGGGACGAAACUUGCUAUGUAUCGGUACGAUUCUAGUCAACAUCUGCCCCCCCUCUGGGCUCCGGUCCUUGCACUAACCAAAGUUGAGAAGAAUGUGACCGUGCCCAGUCCUAAAUGGUAAUCCAGUUCUGCAGAUGAUGCUGUUCACACAAGUCUUCUCCCAACUGUAUAUAUUUUAUUCCAUGAUUCUGGUUGAGACUUGUUCAGACAUAGGAGGGAUCUCUGUGGGAUUAUAAAGGUAAUUAAUUAUUUUCAAAAUUAAAUAUAACACUGCAUAUUAACAGAGAUAAAAUCAGCAACCUGUGCACGUGGGUAACUAAUGACUCCAUACAGAUAUGUACAGAUGGCGGAUUUAUUUCAUGUGAGUUUAAAAGGAUAAUUUAUCACAAAACAUAAAAGAACCUGGCAGUAACUCUGUAUCCCGCAGUCAGUCCAGUGCCUGGCAUAUCAGCCUCUUGGAUUUGAAGACAGUCCAUGCUGUUUGAUUUUGUCCACACGUCCUUUGAGUUCCUGUGGAUCUAAAGAAUACAAUAAUAGUCCAAGCUAGAAGACGGUAACAUACGAAUUCAGAGCUAUCCUGCAAGUAUCUGUUUGCUAUUUUCUAUUUUGUAUUUGAUGAUGUAAUUGUUUUUUCCUGAAUAUUACAGACAAUGAAAAAAGAAUACAGAGUGGUUUUCUGUUGGUGUGAUUUAUACACUAUAUAUUUAUUAGUGAGAUCAGUAACACUGGGGCAUACUGUGAUAUAACGGUACGUGAGAUUUAACUAUCAUGGAAAAGAACAUUUUAUCUGUAUAUAGUGUAGAGAGAGAGAGUACGCUAAAAGACUAUUUCCAUUAGAGCUUUCUAUCUCAGCAUUUCUUAACUCCCAGCAACGUUUACAUAUGGGCUAAGUUUGCAUUAUCAAACAAAAUGCUGUCUCUGUAGCCUCACCUACCUUUUGACUCAGUUCUCUUUUUCACCCUACAGAAAAUGCAAGCAUUAAAAAUCCCUAUUAAUGAUAAGAUCUCUUCUUUUCUUCUGUAUCUCUGCAGAGGGACUGUAAAUGGCAGCUAUAUGACGUUAUGCAGAGGAAAUGGACAACUGGACAAAGUGAACAAAACACGCAUAGACUGGCUGACUGUAAAACAGUUAACGUAAAGCUGACUUUGCGCACUGUGUAAAUGCUGCUUCUAUUUCUCUAACAGACCAGCAUCCUCCUGUCAUCAUGUUAUGACAUGUCCCCUCUCCGCCACAUUCACUACAUUCACCUCUUACUCUGUCGGACAGUGUGACAUACCCUCUCUCAGCCACACUCACUACAUGUACCCCUUUCUCUGCCUGACAGUGUGACAUACCCCCUCUCGGCCACACUCACUACAUGUACCCCUUUCUCUGCCUGACAGUGUGACAUACCCCCUCUCGGCCACACUCACUACAUUCACCCCUUUCUCUGUCUGACAGUGUGACAUACCCCCUCUCGGCCACACUCACUACAUCCACCCCUUUCUCUCUCUGACAGUGUGACAUACCCCCUCUCGGCCACACUCACUACAUCCACCCCUUUCUCUCUCUGACAGUGUGACAUACCCCCUCUCGGCCACACUCACUACAUUCACCCCUUUCUCUGUCUGACAGUGUGACAUACCCCCUCUCGGCCACACUACUACAUAGUUAUAUAGUUUCAUAGGCUGAAAAGAGACACGUGUCCAUAAAGUUCAGCUUUCCGCACGUUUGUUUUUUGCUGUUGGUCCAAAAGAAGGCAAAACUUAAAUAAUUCCUCCAAUAAUAUGGGGAGAAUUGGUCAUAAAGAAAGGGACAUAAUAGUCACCAAAACAACCUUAUAUUAAUUUUUGGUGUAUAGAUCAUGCAUCUGCAGUCUCACUUCUCUAUUCUCUUCCACUUAGGAGUUAAAACAAUAUGUUUCUGUUUAUGCAGCCCUAGUCACACUUCCCCUAGCUGUGACUCACACAGCCUGCAUGAAAAAAGUCUCAUAUUCAGUUAGAUGUUAAAACAUAUUUCAGAUGUUUUUCUCACCUGCUCUGUAAAAUGUAACUUUAAUUACACACAGGAGACAUCUGCAAGGUCUAUCAAGCUAUUAACCGUGCAGUAGACAAGGAAUUCUAAAUUAAACAGACUUUGCAAUAAAGGAAGUGUAGCAAACCGUACAUUAUUCCUCUCUAAUUUGUUAAUGAAAUAACUAUUUAACUACCCUUGGCUCUGUACUUUCCCCCCUCAAUGUUAAACACCCAAAAUCGCCUCUGCCCUGGCAGGCAUUCAGUUCCCGAAAGUAGCAAGGUCCCAGUGGGACCUAGUACCAAAACAUGUGGAACUCUAGCUUCCCCAUUCCCGGUAAACUUAACCCUCUGUUUUACCCCACUUCCCGACCUGCCAGGAGAGCUCUAUUUGGAGGCUGUACUAUGGAUUGAAAGGACUAAUUGCUCCCUUCUUGGCUUGGUUUUUGCUAGCGGCUGGUCGAUUCUUGACUCCGGUGGUGAUUUGUUUAUUCUCCAAGGAUCCGGACGCUAUUUUUCCAACUUGGAAGCUCAAACCAGAGCUAACAGGGAAUGUAUAAUGUGUUGGAGUUCCUGCUUGUUUUAAUAUGUUUUUUGGAUAUUUUAAUGCUGUGUCCUCUAUAUCCGAGAGAUAAUUAGCUUAAGCGAGGGCUAACUCAAUUAUCUCCCAGAUUCAGAGGCACCAGGGCAGGCUUACUCUGGGGUGACUAGGGACCCCAUCCUGGGUCCGUGUAUAAAGACUGUGCUUUCCCAAUACAGAUCAGUAUUACUCCCAGAACUAUGUGUCAUCAAGUUACUGUGGGAAAAUUACUGACCAGCGCUUCUUUCAGCGGAGAUACCCAGUUGGAGUAUUGGAGUUCCACUACAGGAGGUUUAAAAAUUAGAUCUCUCUUUACAGGAAGUGUUUAGUAAGCCUGUGCAAGUCACAUGCAGAGAGGUGUGGCAGGGGUCUGCAUAAACAAAGUGAUUUAACUCCUAAAUGGCAGUGAUUUAUACACCAAAAUUGUUUCAUAAACCUAAAGUUGUUUUGGUGUCUCUUAAAGCUUGAAAUCUAAACUUAAAAAAAAAACAUUCAGAAGCUUCCUGGAGGACUUCAGGGGUUAACUGGAAACAGACUCUUAUGAAACUCCUUAGUAACACCCGCCUGACUGUCAGUCAGAUAUUCAAAGAGGUAGUGAGCGCUUCUCAUAGAAAAUAUUUGGUUUCAGUGCUCGGUUAGAAGCAUUCUAUGGACAGAGGAUGCUGUCUGCCAUACAGGUGCUGUAGGAUCCAAAUCCCAGGCAAAUAACAGGAAACAAUUAAUUUAGUGAAUAAUCUCCCAUCCAUCAUCCAUCCAUCCCUGCCUCCCUCCCUCUAUCCAUCCAUCCAUCAAUCAUUCCAUCCCUCCUUCCCUCCCUCCAAACAUCCAUCAAUCAUUCCAUCCAUCCCUGCCUCCCUCCAACCAUCCCUCCCUCCAAUCAUCCAUCCAUCCAUCCAUCCAUCAUUCCAUCCUUCCAUCCAUCCCUCCCUCCAUUAAUCAUUCCAUCCAUCCAUCUAUCCAUCCCUGCUUCCCUCCAACCAUCCCUCCCUCCCUCCAACCAUCCAUGCAUCCAUCAAUCAUUCCAUCCAUCCCUCCCUCCUCCCUCCCUCCCCCCAUCCCAUCCACUCCCCAUCCAUCCAUCCAUCAUUCCAUCCAUCCCUCCCUCCCUCCCUCCAACCAUCCAUCAAUCCAACCAUCCAUCAAUCCAUCCAUCAAUCAUUCCAUCCAUUCAUCCAUCCAUCAUUCCAUCCAUCCAUCCAUCCAUCUAUCCCGUCAAUACCAUAAGCACUUCACUUGAUUUCAUUAUUUCAGCUUUUUGUAGUGGUUAUGGUAUAUAAGUAUUUGCUAUUUUUGUUGUAACGCUUUUGGAGAGAACUGACAGAAACUGUGCCCCUUUCCAGCACCAUAGACCUCCCUAAUUUGUCCAACCUUGGACAUUAAUCAUAGGCUGAGAGUCCAAGGUUUGGACUAGAUGGCGACUGGUUAGCCCAGUGCCCUAAGCCUGCUAUUGCUUAUUUCUGGGUUUUUGGAAAUUAUGAGUCUAUAACUUUAAUAGCAGUCACAGAUUGCAAAAGCAAAGUAUUAUUUGUAGAAAGAGACAAAUACCCCCAUGGUAUUGCAGUAUGUCUCUCUACCGUAAAGGCAGUAUUUUAUUACUACCCACAAGUGUAGCAAUAGCCCUCGUGUAGACUUUAAACAAAUAUUUAAGGAGUUAUAUGGUCAUAUUACAAACUUGUCCAUUUUACUUUUCAGAUUUUCACCAAUUGAUUUACUGGACUCAUGUCACUAGUGCGACCUUUUUAAUUUGGUCAGUUUCAUCACCAAUGUCUGUUGAAUUGGAAAAUAUUUUUUAUUAUACUGCUAGAUUUACAUACUACCUUAUCUGUCAGCUAGUGCAUUGAAAUUCUUGCGAUUUACAUUCUGGGCAAUGAUCCAGCCUGGGUGUCAAUCCCUAACAUUAAGGGAGACAGCCAUACUUAGCACUGGGUACAGAGAUUGCCUGCAGCUGUGAAUCAUUGGAGAACGAGCAUCGGAGCACUGAGACAGUUUGUGAUAGCAUUCCAAUGCCAGAGAAGGCUCUGUAAAUCAAAGAUUAAAUGUAUACAACAAUCAACUUUUUCAGAGAACCUGUUCUUCCAUGAGAAUGGCCAAAGUCGAAUAAUGCACAUUAUCUUUCGCACAAUACCAGCUGUCGCACCAUUAGUGAUGACUGAAACGUUAACAGCUCUAAUUCAUGAUUCCUCAUUCCACACACACUGCACCCCCCCCCCCCACACAUGGUACCACUCAUCUUGAUGAUGCGCUGCAAUUUUGGGCACUGGUUUUAUCAAGGAUAUUGAGGAACUAGAAAAAGUGCAAAGAUGGGCUACACAAUGAAUAAGGGGGAUGGAAACGUUUAGUUAUAGAGAAUGGUUAUAAAAACUGAAAUUAAAAGCUGUAAAAGAGGUGAAAUAAUAGCCCUAUUCAAAUGUAUGUAGGGCCAUUACAGACAGCUCUCCAGCAAUCUGAUCAUUAACAGGACUGUAUAUAGGACAAGCAGACGCGUAACUAGAAAUCACUGGGCACCAGUGCGUAAAUUGCCCCCAAGAGUCUAAUCCCCCCCAGCUCCUCCAUACAUCUCAUUCCCUCCGUCCCAGUAAGUAGUGUCUGUUUCUGUGUGUGUAUAAAGGACGCGUUGUGUAUUUCUGUGUGUGUAAGGGAUGCAUAUUGUGUGUGUGUGUGUGUGUGCAUGUGUAGGGAUGCAUGUGUGUUUGUGUCUGUGUGUGUAAGGGAUGCAUAUUGUGUGUGUGUGUGUGUGUGUGCGUGUGUAGGAAUGCAUGUGUGUUUGUGUGUGCGUGUGUAGGGAUGCAAUGUGUGUGUAGGGAUGCAGUGUGUAUGUGUGUGUGUAGGGAUGCAGUAUGCAGUGCGUGUGUGUAGGGCUGCAGUGUGUGUGUAGGGAUGCAGUGUGUGUGUAUGUGUGUGUAGGGCUGCAGUGUGUGUGUGUGUGUGUGUGUAGGGAUGGAGUGUGUGUGUGUAGGGGUGCCGUGUGUGUGUGUGUGUAAGUGUGUAGGGAUGCAGUAUGCAGUGUGUGUGUGUGUGUGUAGGGAUGCAGUGUGUGUGUGUAGGGAUACAGUAUGCAGUGUGUGUGUGUAUGUGUGUGUAGGGAUGCAGUAUGCAGUGUGUAUGGAUGCAGUGUGUGUGUGUGUGUGUGUGUGUGUAGGGAAGUAGUAUGGAGUGUGUGUGUAUGUGUGUGUGUGUAUGUGUGUAGGGAUGCAGUGUGUGUGUAUGGAUGCAGUGUGUGUGUGUGUGUGUGUAGGGAUGCAGUGUGUGUAUGAGAGCAUGUUUGCUAUGUAGGAUAGGGGCUGUGGGGUGUGACUGUGGUUACCACGGCAAUGCACGGAAAGCCAUGACUCCUCCCUUUCCUGCUGUGCAAACUCUGCAAAGACCCAUGGAGGAAGAUCAAAAGAUCUCCCUGACGGGGUCUGUGUUAUUGUAAGGGGCCUGGAUUUGCGGGAUCCUCAGGUGGCCUGGGUCCCUUACAAGUGAAGUGGCUUGGCCGACUGGCCCACAGUCGCAGGGAUCACAGCUGCUGCCGGGCCUCCUGGAGUGACGGGCCCGGUCACAGCUGCAACCCCUGCGACCAUGGUAGGUAGGCCACUGAGGACAAUCGGUCAUCCAUUAAGACAUCAGGGAGGGCAGAGGGGAGGAAGACUUGGAGAGACAGAGGGUAAGGACUGUGGGAAAUCAAAGAUGGUGCGCAGUCCUCCCUUCCUUUAUAGUCAUUGGAGGCUUCCCCUGCAGGGGGGUGGGGGCCGGUCAUGUGAUCAGCUCUCCCUAUAAAUACCCAAGCACUGCACUUGGUCAGGGUAUGGUUGUUCUGGUGCUUGCUCCAGUCUCCUUUGGUUAAGGAGAAAUAACAGCUUCUAGAUUGUGCUUUUUUUGGGGGGGAGGGGGAUUUUACCAUCUAUGCUUUAGAGCAGCUGUUACCAAACUGUGUGCCGUGCAUACAGGGGAGCCCCGAGAUAUUUCCACCGACAUAUGAUCAUAGCACUGGGAACUGUGCUCUCCCCUGCCGGCUCUGCAGGACCGUACGGGACAUCAGAGAUCUCCCUCUCCGGCCCGCUCACAGUGUAAUGCUGGUAGCCGGCAGGGGGAGAGAGAAGACCCAGGGGAGCUCUUACAUGCAGCUUAGCCAGGUUCUACUCUCACGAGUUCAGGGCAUUGCUGCGGCCGGUUACCACAGCAACGCUCUGAAUCUUGCUAGAGUUCACCCUCACCACUUGAACCACCAGGGCUUCUCCACUGGACCACCAGGGAUUAGUACGGUCCCCACUCAAAGGUAAGCCGUAUAUAUUUAUGAAUUUGCCCUCCUACCCCUACAGACCCCACACCACACAAAUACACCCCCCCACACACUGCUCCCCCAUACAAACACACUGCCCCCAUACGCACAUACUACCCCACUAUUCACAUACACUGCCCCCAUACACACACACUGCCCCCACAUACACAAACACUGCCCCCAUUCACACACACUGCCCCCCACUCACAUACACUAUCUCUUCAUUCACACACUACCCCAAACAUACACUGCCCCCAUACACACACACUACCCCCAUACACACACACAUUAUCCCUCCAUACACACACUGCACCCCCCAAACACAUUGCCACCCCCACACACACUGUACCCCUCACAUACACACUGUACCCCUCAUGCACAAUCUGCUCCACAUACACACACACUGCAUCCCUCAAACACAGACACACACACACACACUACAUCCUUCCCACAAACACAAUGCACCCCAUUACACACACUGCACCCCUCACACACACACUGCACCCCCCACACACUGCCACACACACAUUGCCACCGCCACACACACUGUACCCCUCACACACACACACUGUACUCCUCGUACACACACAUUGCACCCCUCACACACAUACACACACACUACAUCCUUCACAAACACAAUGCACCCCUCACAAGCACACACUGCACACCUCACACACACGCACACUGCACCCCUCAUACACACGCACACUCCACCACUCACACACACAUAUAUUGCACCCCUCACACACACACACACACACACACACACACUACAGCCCCUAUCCCGGCAGACCCCAGGUUCGUUGUCAAACUGUUCUUAAACCUUUAACUACUUACCCUGGGAGGGCACUACUGGUACCAUAACCACUACAAUGUAAUGUAUGGUUACUGUGCCUGGAUUGUUUCUUUAAAUAAUUUGCCCCUCCCAAGAUUAGGCUCUGGAUCUAAACGGCAAGCAUUUCUGCCAAACUGGGGCAUAUGUCGCAGCGGGGUACAUAUAUACAACCUAGAAAAUUGUUUUGAUUUGGGGCAGCUUGGAAAAAUAUUGAAAUAUUAAGGGCACCUUGAACCUAAAAUGUUUGGGAACCACUGCUUUAGAGAAUACAUCUAGAUGAGAUAUUUCCAGUUUUUUAUUUAUGUAGACCAUGUUUGAUAUCAACACAGAGAUUUUGAAUAAUAUUUUAGUCAGUGGAUUGCCGACAUAGAUUAUUAGAAACCAUUUUGUUAAACUUGCUUCCGUUUUAUAUAAUAGUAUUUGGAGUUUAUUAUUCCAUUGUAUAUAAUACUUGUAGUUUAAUAUUCUAUUUUUUAUAAUAAUUGUAGUUUAAUAUUACAUUUUAUAUAAUAGUUUUGUAGUUUAAUAUUCCAUGCUAUAUAAUAGUAUUUGAUUUAUCUUAUAAUAGUUCAGUUUUGUCAAGUUACAUUUCUGAGCUGAAAAAUAGGCAAAAACAAGUGUAACUUAUGACCCUGGGCGUCAUUCCCAGAUUCUUGACUUCCAGACUGCAAUUGUAACAUUCUUGUGAAGCUCAUGUAAUGAUGUUCACAGGUUAAAAUAAGGCAGAUGAAACUAUGUUAUGUUAGGAAUAACGUCUAUCUGAAUCCCAUUAACCAUUUACACUCCUCAUUCACUGAUCUGAAAAAUAAACUAAAAACUAAAGAAUAAUGAUCUUCUUUGAAUGCAGUGUGUAAGGGUGACAAUGAGGGGAUAUGUCUUUAGGUAGCCAUUGUUAAAGGACCACUAUAGUGCCAGGAAAACAUACUCGUUUUCCUGGCACUAUAGUGCCCUGAGGGUGCCCCCACCCUCAGGGACCCCCUCCCUGUCGGCUCUGGAAGGGGGAAAGGGGUAAAAACUUACCUUUUUCCAGCGCUGGACGGGGAGCUCUCCUCCUCCGAUCCUCCUUCUCUCAUCCCCGUCGGCUGAAUGCGCACGCGCGGCAAGAGCUGCGCGCACAUUCAGCCGGUCGCAUAGGAAAGCAUUCACAAUGCUUUCCUAUGGACGCUGGCUUGCUCUCACUGUGAAAAUCACAGUGAGAAGCACGCAAGCGCCUCUAGUGGCUGUCAAUGAGACAGCCACUAGAGGAAAUAGGGGAAGGCUUAACCCAUUCAUAAACAUAGCAGUUUCUCUGAAACUGCUAUGUUUAUGAAAAAAUGGGUUAACCCUAGCUGGACCUGGCACCCAGACCACUUCAUUAAGCUGAAGUGGUCUGGGUGCCUAGAGUGGUCCUUUAAAGAUGAAUGUGUGCAAAUAUUCCUGAAAUGAAGGGUGACGUUUAUAUGAGUUAAAUAGAAAUAGUUUAGUUGAAAGAUUCCAGGAUUGAGUUUAAAGUUUAUGGUGUCAUGGAAUUUUGAAUUCCGUAUAAUACACAUUUGUCAGGGUUUGGAUAUAUUUUUUAUACAUUUUGGUUAUUUGUACAGAGCAAAGAAUGUUAGUAGAUGGAAAACGUUAAGUAGGAGAAAGUGCUUGCGGUAUGUGUUAUAAAGGGUUUCUGCGUUUUAAGGUUGCUAGAAGAGAAACUAGACUGUUUGUGAAGGGGCUAAAGGAUGUGUAAAUAAAUAAGACAGACAGACCAAUAGACAUACAUGGAGUAGUAGCAAAUAAGACGUGCAUUAGUUUACAAACUUACAAACCUACAUCUACUGUAAAUUGGAAUUAGACAAUCUGCCCAGUUUCUACAAAUUGAUAAAAUGAAUAGCGAGUGUUUGGGGUCCUACAAAGCUGUGUUAGUGGCACGGCCUGAGUUUUGUAUAGCAGCAUAUUGUGAAUACAUUGUAAGUAAACUAUUUGUAUCUAUAUUUAUAAAUAUAAAAAAACAAACAAAAACAAACCGGAGGGGGCCGCAAAUUAGAGGAGCAACCUCUCCUAAUGACAGAAACUAUAUGUCCUCUGACAUGAAGAUACAUUUGAUGUUUGGGAUGGUCAAUAAGUGAAAGCUGACACCCUCGCUGUGAUCUCAAGGAUUAUAGGACUUCGCUCCACCUACAGCUGAAGUGCAUUAUGGGUGAUAAGUAUCCUAUUUAAAACGCUGUUUAAUUAUGGAACACACCCUGAAGUCAAUCAAUCAGGCAGGGAGGUUUAUUUCCUGUUUCCAUUAGCUCCUCUGAGCUAGCAGGAGUGGCAGGCACACUCAAGUAUACCUCCCUCUCAGACCAGCAUUUUCUCUGAACUCUGAGCAGUGUGUUUGUGUACGGGGGCGAUAUCUUCCGAGCAGCGGCCAAACUACUGCUGUAUAUAUUUUGCCAUGUUCAGUUAUUUUCUACAAUAAAUCUGCAGACAUUAAGGAGACUCUUCUUUAGUAAUUGUUUUGUUAUAUGGGUAAUGUUCUAAAGAAAGCGGUUGACGGAUCUUAUCCUCUGUAUUUUUACAGAACCUUCUCUAAGCAGCAUGAAUCCUGUCCUGGUUGCUGUGGCACUUGUCUCCGUUUUGGUGUUUUUGUGGUUUGUAAAACAUACGCAUGUUAGAGGAAACCUUCCCCCGGGGCCACCACCGCUUCCACUUGUGGGUAACUACAUAGAGAUUAUCAAGAUUCAGCUUGUUCCAUUUGUAAAACAGGUGAGUGUCUAAAAAACAAAAAUAAAUAAUACCGGCCGCUGUCCCCAGUCAUUUAUGUGCUGUCUGAGUCUGGAUGAAGAACAAUUUGCCGCUAUGGUGCAGAUUGUACCUAUGAUAUACGCUAACGCUAUGGUGUUCAUGUACCUACCCUUCCCCCAUGUUUGUUCCAGUCCCAAUGCUCUCUCGGCACUGCUUGCCUUUGAAUCAAUGCUUUCCUUUGGGGGCUUCUGCAUCACGUGAUGGAGUUUAUCAUACUGACAGCCAUGAGAGACAGACUUAACCCUGUAACAUUGCAAUUUAAUAAAAAAAUAAUUAUUUUUUUUUAAAACAGGGACACUGCACCCAGAUUAAAUCAUUGAGAUGACUUGAAAGUUUAUUUUAUUAUAUAUUUGUAUUUUAUUAGGUUUUAUACACACAGUAUACACUUUUCCAUUAUAUGGGUUAUUGUAUGAGUUAUAACAGGUUCACAUUAGUGAUGCACCGAACGGUUCGCUGGCGAAUAGUUCCUGGCGAACAUAGCAUGUUCGCAUUCGCCACAGUGGGCGAACAUAUGCGCGGUUCGAUCCGCCCCUAUUCAUCAUCAUUGAGUAAACUUUGACCCUGUACCUCACAGUCAGCAGACACAUUCCAGCCAAUUAGCAGCACACCCUACCUAGCAGACCCUCCCACCUACUGGAAGGCAUCCAUUUUAGAUUCAUUCUCAAGCUGCAUGCUUAGUGAAGGAGGGAAAGUGUAGCUGCUGUUGAUUAGAUAGGGAAAUGAAUAGCUAGGUUAGGGUAUACAGUGUCCACUACAUUCCUGAAGGACUCAUCUGAUCUCUGCUGUAAGGACAGCACCCCAAAAAGCCCUUUUUAGGGCUAGAACAUCACUUUUUUUUUUUCUGUGUAAUGUAAUUGCAGUUGCCUGCCUGCCAGCUUCUGUGUCAGGCUCACAGUGGAUACUGUGCCCAGUGCCACCACUCACUCACUGGUGUCACAAUAGCAUGCAUUUAAAAACCCAAAAACUUUUUUCACUGUUAUAGAUUGAAUAGCAGUUAGUUGUCUCAAAGCAGGUGUGUCAGCCCUACAGCGUGUACUCUGCCAGUUCACAGUGCCACUCAUAUCUGGUGUCACAGUAGCUUGCACGCACCACUAAUCGAAAAAAAAAUGACAGGCAGGCCACCCCUACACUGCGCAUUGGGUAAACCUGCUGACGGCUGCCAAGCAUGGAAUGCGUGGCUCUGCAGAGGAGUUGGUGACACCGCCACAACUUGCAGGCAGGCCUGCUGCCACCUCCUCUACUCCAUCCUCUUCCAUAACCUCCUCGGCUGAGUCCUCUUCUGCUGCUGCGUCUUGCUCCACAUCAAUGGAUAGGGGACGUAACAGGGAUUAAACUGAUAAGAAUAGUACUACUUAACACACCACUCCUAUCUGGUGGCACAUUAGAUUGCACGCGCAGUGCCCCAAAUUUGAAGUAGGAGGACUGACCAAGCAUCUUUUUCCAUCUCCCGGUUCCUAAAAUCGAUGCCAUAUACACGUCCCCUGAUAGGGGACGUAACAGGGAUUAAACUGAUAGGAAUAAUACUACUUAACACACCUUAUAAUAACGCAGAGAGAGGAGUCUGCAGAAGAGGAGUCAGAAGAGGAAGGUGGCUUUGAGGAGGUGGAAGACCAAACACAGCAGGCGUCCCAGGGGGCUUGUUGUCACCUUUCGGGGACCUUUGGUGUUGUACGUGGCUGGGUAGAGGAAGAGACCUUCAAUGACAUCAGUGAGGACAAGGAACGGGACAUGGCUAGCUUGGUAUCCAACCUUGUGCAAAUGGGGAGUUUGCGGUUGUGCAAAUGGACUGUUUGCGGUUGUUUGUGGUGCGUUAAACGGGGAGUUUGGUCUGUCACUGUGAAGCUGGCAUAACCCUUACACUACCUGAUCGAUACAACAUCAUACAGUAGGUCCCUCCCUCAUUAUUUUUAUGGCCCCCACCCACCGCUCACGGGUGGGGGCAGGCGGGAGGACAGUAGGUUCCCCCCCCCAUUGAGAUUUAUGGCCCCCACCCACUGUGCAGGGGUGGGGGCCGGGGGGGAGGACAGUAGGUCCCCCCUUAUCCUUAUUUACUGAAUAUUCCCCUGUAUAACAAUGUCUGGCAUUUAGUGAAUAUUCCCUAAUCUGCUCUGUCAAUGUGUAUCAUGAUCUCUGAGGACAGGUGUCAAUCCAUAUCUGCCAAGUGACCCUAUGUAGGGGGAACAGUCUCUAUUCUGCUCUGUGUCAGUGUGUAUCAGGGGCUCUGAGGACAGGUGUCAAUCCAUAUCUGCCAAGUGACCCUAUGUAGGAGGAACAGUCUCUAUUUUGCUCUGUGUCAGUGUGUAUCGGGGCUCUGAGGACAGGUGUCAAUCCAUAUCUGCCAAGUGCUCCUAUGUAGGAGGAACAGUCUCUAUUCUGCUCUGUGUCAGUGUGUAUCAUGAUCUCUGAGGACGGGUGUCAAUCCAUAUCUGCCAAGUGACCCUAUGUAGGAGGAACAGUCUCUAUUCUGCUCUGUGUCAGUGUGUAUCAGGGGCUCUGAGGACAGGUGUCAAUCCAUAUCUGCCAAGUGACUCUAUGUAGGAGGAACAGUCACUAUUCUGCUCUGUGUCAGUGUGUAUCAUGGUCUCUGAGGACAGGUGUCAAUCCAUAUCUGCCAAGUGACCCUAUGUAGGGGGAACAGUCUCUGUUCUGCUAUGUGUCAGUGUGUAUCAUGGUCUCUGAAGACAGGUGUCAAUCCAUAUCUGCCAAGUGACCCUAUGUAGGAGGAACAGCCCCUCUUCUGCUCUGUGUCAGUGUGUAUCAGGGGCUCUGAGGACAGGUGUCAAUCCAUAUCUGCCAAGUGACCCUAUGUAGGAGGAACAGUCUCUCUUCUGCUCUGUGUCAGUGUGUAUCAGGGGCUCUGAGGACAGGUGUCAAUCCAUAUCUGCCAAGUGACCCUAUGUAGGAGGAACAGUCUCUACUCUGCUCUGUGUCAGUGUGUGUCAGGGGCUCUGAGGACAGGUGUCAAUCCAUAUCUGCCAAGUGACCCUUUGUAGGGGGAACAGUCUCUAUUCUGCUCUGUGUCAGUGUGUAUCAGGGGCUCUGAGGACAGGUGUCAAUCCAUAUCUGCCAAGUGACUCUAUGUAGGGGGAACAGUCUCUAUUCUGCUCUGUGUCAUGUGUAUCAUGAUCUCGGAGGACAGGUGUCAAUCCAUAUCUGCCAAGUGACCCUAUGUAGGAGGAACAGUCUCUAUUCUGCUCUGUGUCAGUGUGUAUCAUGAUUUCUGAGGACAGGUGUCAAUCCAUGUCUGCCAAGUGAUCCUAUGUAGGGGAAACAGUCUCUAUUCUGCUCUGUGUCAGUGUGUAUCAUGGUCUCUGAGGACAGGUGUCAAUCCAUAUCUGCCAAGUGACCCUAUGUAGGGUCAACAGUCUCUAUUCUGCUCUGUGUCAGUGUGUAUCAGGGUCUCUGAGGACAGGUGUCAAUCCAUAUGUCAAGGUGUCAAUAUGUCAUAUGUCAGGUGUCAAUCCAUAUCCAUUGUGAUUUAGGAAUGUUAGGUGAUUUAUGCCCUUUAUGGAUUAAGACCAGACUCUGCAUCAACUGUGUAAUUUUCCAUGGGAGUUUUGCCAUGGAUCCCGCUCCGGCAUGCCACAAUCCAGGUGUUAGUCCCCUUGAAACAACUUUUCCAUCACUAUUGUGGCCAGAAAGAGUCCCUGUGUGUUUUAAAAUUCGCCUGCCCAUUGAAGUCUAUGGCGGUUCGUGAACAUUUGCGGAAGUUCGCGUUCGCCGUUCGCGAACCGAAAAUUUCGGGUUCGCCACAUCACUAGUUCACAUAGCAUUUCGUUGGGCUACAAACAUAGCAGCAAUCACAUUGUCAGAGAAUCAUGUACUGAAGCAUGGUGAGGAAUCAAUUUGCACAUUUCUGCCUCUCUACGGAGAUCCCUACUUAAAGAGGUUGCUUGAUUUUAACAAUCUUGCUGGCUUAUCCUAUAUAUGUGAAGUCAGGUAAUUAGGGCAUUAGCAUGGAGUAAUGGGUUAGGAGUAAUAAGAAACUACCACUGACCAUAUAAGCUUAUGUACAUAUGAAAAACAUUAUUAUAAUGGCUAAAUAUUGCGUUUCUCAUUCUGCUUUCUGUGUCCAUUGGCUAAUACGCCCAGUUUUUUGAGGAAUGUCUCUGGGUCGUCUCCUGAGGUCAGGGUGAGUACAUCGGUGCCCUUUUGUACCAUCAGCGAUCCUUCUGUGCCCCAUCGGUACCGUACCGAUUGUUCUCUCAGUCUCUUAGUGACCGGUGUUAGUUGUCUUCUUGCGGCAAGCACUGCAAAAGGGAGGUCACUGUACAUGGCCACCUCACAUCCCUCAAAUUUCACCGACCACAAUGGUCUGGAUCCGGCCAUGAUGGCAGCUCUCGCAGCUAUGUCUCUGGUGGUAGUUAUUGUGUCUCUGGGGGCACUAGCGGGUGCUGCUGGCGAUUUGCGCACCCUGAAGGUGGAUAAUAUCAGUGGGGUGUCUGAGUUACACCUGAGGCCCAUGGAGGAGUUGAGUCUCCGAACAAAGGGCAGUAAGUCUUCACCGCUCACCGUUUCAGGGAUACCUCUGAGGCGUAUGUUGCAGCGGUGGUGUCUGGUCUCAAGUGUUACCACUGUUCAUUGUAGGUGUUGGACCUGCUCAGUAAGUCCGUCCAGUUGCUGCUUGGUGUCUUGGAGUUGGUGAUCUCUGGAUCUUUCUCUGUUCUCCACCUCCUGGACUCUCUGCUGCAAGACCCCUAUUUCAGCAUGGGUCUCCUUUAAGUCGGCCUUCCAGACCUGCCUUAGGUCUGUCAGCAGCUUUCUGAUGUCCCCCUUUGUGGAUGGGGAGUCGUCCUCCUCCGAAUCAGACCUGGGAGUGGGGCCUGGGAGAGAGGCUUGGGAGUCCCUCUCUUCCUGGGAGUCAUCAGAGGUCUCUAACUCACUCUGCGGUUCCGGCGCCAUCUUGGAGGGCCGCGCCUGUGUAGGCCUCUGGAAUGCCAGCCUGAUAUCGGGUGCCGCGGGUCGCUCUGUGUGGAUUUGUUUUUUAUGCUUGCGCCCCAUGUUGUCGGCUGUCGGGUGGCAGGUAAGCUGUGUGGUUUUAGAGCGGAUUUCUCUGCCUUAAGGCUCUUAAUCUGUGGGGCCGAUGCAGAGCUCCACAGAUAUGCGACUGUUCAGCUCCGUGAAAGUUUAUUUUAGAGUAAUCAGAAAUGUACCGUAUAUACAAGCACGGACUUGUUCAGAAACUUGCAACUUCCUAUGACUGAAAUGUUAAACCACGAUGCGGUCAUCAAACCAUUAAAAAGAAAUAAAAUAAUGUGAACAAACUGGAUUAUUUACUAAAGUGAGAAUUCAAACUGAAGUAGUGAAAAUGAAAUCAUAGCUGUCUUAGAGAAUGUUUCCAAACUUUGAACUCUCAUUUUAUUGAAUACCGCUGUUAGAGAGGAUCCCAGUGUGACUGUCUUCCUAUUCCCUGAUGCCAUGUGGUGCAGAUAGUUAUAUGUAGCGGCUUCCUCGUACUCUCUACUAAUCAGGUCGCACCAACCACGUGAUCCUUGCUAAACUCCUAACCCUGGCUAUUAAUCAAUUAAAAUGCACGGUCACACUUUUCUCCCCAUUAGUAUUUAUUUUCUCACACACUAAACGUUAUAAUAACCACCAUCUCAAAACCCAUUGGGUGAAGGAAUAAAUCCAUGUUUACACUCCCAUUCAUAAUUAUUAUUCCAAAAAACCCCUAGGAAAUUACUUAAUUGAGAAAUAUAUAUUUAAAACAAAUGCUGAUUUCGUUAUGAAAUAUUAUGUGCAAUACUCCCUGUAAACAUUUUCUGUGCAAAGCAAUAUCUUUAUUAAAAUGAAUAAACAGUAUUCAGGCUGAUUACAGAUUGAGAAAGAGUUUUAAUUCUGCAGAAUAAAUAUGGUACUUUGUCCCAUUGUCACACUCUAAUGCUGGGUCACUUUCUCUGUCUCAUAAUAAAAAUGAAAUCAUGUAGAAUAGAGUCAGAUAAUCCAUUAAUGACCUUCCAGCAAGAUUAGAAAAUCCAGUGUUAUUGAUUAAUUACCGAUUUUAGAUUGAUAUGUUUAUUUUUAUUUUUUUAGAAUUUCCAUUUAUUUGAAAUGUAUUCACAUUGGCCAGGUUAACAUUCUCUGGAUUGUGACAUUCUCACAUUAUUCACACUGCUGUUCUAAUGCAGAUGAGAUGUAGAUAUGGGGACAUCUUCACAAUUUAUUUGGGACAACGCCCGGUGGUUGUGGUGUGUGGCUGCCAAGCGCUGAAGGAUGCUCUCCUUCGUCAUGGGAAUGCAUUCAAUGGACGUGGCUAUACCCCAUGUAUGACUGAAUUUUAUAACGAUUUUGGUAAGACACAUAAUUGCUUUGGUAAACUGACUUUACAGCUAAUACAAGGAUAAUACCGGAAGGGGACUAUUUCAGCCUUGUCAGGAUUUCCCAUUUUGUUUCAGCUUUGAUCUCAUGUAAAUUUGCAUUAUUUUGUUAUUCUGCUCAGUACCUGGUUUUGGUGGUAUUUAUCUGCAAGAAAUUACUGACUGUCUUCCCUCUAUGACCCAUCAGUCGUGUCAGACAUUUUUUUGGUUAAAAUCAAUCUUAUAUUACAAUUCACAAUUUAGCAGUUGUGACUCCAUCGUGCCUUUGAGAGCGUAUAGUAGCCCAGGAAUGAGAAUUACCCCCCUUGAUGGCGUACCAUUUGCAAUAGUAGACAACCCAAGGUAUUGCAAAUGGUAUGCCAUCAUGGGAGUAAUUCUCAUUCCUGGGCUACCAUAUGGUCUCAAAGGCAAUGUAACCAAUCUGGCGAAUUUCAAUGUGUAUAGCAUUCAAAAUAUAACGUGCUAUAUUUGACCCUGUAUCUUCCCAAAACACCAUAAAACCUGUACAUAGGGGGUACUGUUUUACACGUGAGACAUCGCUGAAUACAAAUAUGUGUAUUUUAUUGCAGUAAAAGCAAACAGUAUUAUGACAGUCACAGUUAAAAUGUCAUGUAGAACUAAAAAAAAUAACAAAAUUUCUUCUUUUCUCCUUUUUAAAAAAUAUUUUAUUCAUAUUAAAUUAUGUUUCAUAGCUAAAUAUGUGAUGUUAAAUGAAAGCCCUAUUUCUCCUAAAUAAAAUGAUAUAUAAUAAGUGCAGGUGCAUAAUAUGAAAGAGGUGAAUUACGGUUGAACAGACAUAUAGUCAAAUUCCAAGUUUUGUUUACGUUUUAUUUUGAUCAAAACAUCUACAUUUGGCUCAGUUAUUAAAGGGUUAAUAUCAUAAUACUACCAUAUUAAUAUUCUAACUGAUAUUGUUAUUGCAAACACUGGUGGUCACGCGUUGUUUCUGUGUUUAUCACUAUACAUUAAUAUAUUUUUAUAAAUCUUUUUAUAUAUGUAGGAUACGAAUAUCCAUUUUGCUUAAUAUCCUAGCUGUUCACAUAAGGGUUAAUUUGAACCAAGAAUACAUUUGGAAUUGUAUCUCCGAUUCUCAGAAAUAAAAUGUAUCUAAAAUCCUAUUUACGGGAUAUGUUCUUGCACAAUGAUUUUGAGAUGUUCUUGUUAAUUGUCCAAGAUUUCGGUAUUUGUAAACAUCUGGUUUUUACGUUAUACGUUAUAUACGUUAUAUAUACGUUAUAUAACAUAGAAUUAUAACUAGAAACAAAGAGGGUGUGGCUCCGACAAAAUAUCCAUCUAACAAAUAGGGUUUCGUGUACAGCUGAUUUUAUCCCCAACAAUAUAUCUAUUGUGUGAAAUCUAAAUUCUCUAAUAAACAUAAUCAAGUGUCUAAAAAAGUAAAAAAAAUUGUGAGUUAGCUCAGUUUAAAUUAAUAAGGGGAUACAGUGCAAUGCUAUCGAUUUUUGAUAUUGAUAACAAUGAUUAAUUUUUAUAAAGUAUUAUUUUUAAUAUUUUGCUACCCCAAAGAUAUUCUCUCAGUCUGUAAAUAAUGUGACGGAGCGCUCUGUGACUGUGGAUGAAUAUUUUUUUUUUUUUUUUUGUGCUGAAUUUGAUAUCUUUGACAUUUUAACAGGAUUUGCAUUCUCCACUAAUUUUGAGAGAUGGAAGGAGCUGAGGUCCUUCUCUGUUUCUGUUUUGAGGGAUUUUGGCAUGGGGAAGAGGAGUGUCGAAUCUCUUGUUCUGGAGGAAGCAAAAUGCCUGGUGACAGAAUUUAGGAAAAAUAAAGGUUUGUUUCUCAAUGUCUGCACCAUAAAAUAACCUUCUACAAGCAACUAGUUUGCAAUUUAAUAUCACGCAAAGUAACUAAUUUUAAUCAUUAAACAAUGGAAAUGUUCCAUUAUACAUAUAGUUACAUAGCUGAAAAGAGACUUGCGUCCAUCAAGUUCAGCCUACCUCACAUUUGUUUUUUGCUGUUGAUCCAAAAGAAGGCAAAAAACCCCAGUUUGAAGCACUUCCAAUUUUCCAACAAGCUAGGAAAAAAAUUCCUUCUUGACCCCAGAAUGACAGUUAGAUUUAUCCUUGGAUCAAGCAGUUAUUACCCUACAUUGAAAGAUUAUAUCCUUGAAUAUUCUGUUUUUGCAAGUAUGCAUCUAGUUGAUGUUUAAACAUCUGGACGGACUCUGAUAAAACCACUUCUUCAGGCAGAGAAUUGCACAUCCUGAUUGUUCUUACAGUAAAAAAACCCUUUCCUUUGCCUUAGAUGAAAUCUUCUUUCUUUCAGUCUAAACGCAUGACCUCAGUUACUUUCAAUUACUUUCAGGUCAUAUGUAUAGUUCAGUUUGUAAAAAGAUGAAUAGAUUUCCACACAAUGGUUUGUAUUGGCCCCGGAUAUAUUUGUGUAAUGUUAUUAUAUCCCCUCUGAGGCGACAUAUUCUUAAACGAAAGAGGUUAAAAUUUGUUAACCUUUCUUCAUAGCUAAAAUGUUCCAUUCCUUUUAUUAAUUUUGUAGCUCGCCUCUGCACUGUUUCAAGUGCCAUAAAAUCCUUGUUUAGAGCAGGUGCCCAAAAUUGCACAGCGAUAUUUAAAGAGGCAAAAUUAUAUUCUCAACCCUGAGAAUGAAUGUCCUUUUUCAUGCAUGACAAUACCUUACUCUCCUUAGCCACUGCUGAUUGACAUUGCACAUUGUUGCAUAGUUUGAUUUCUACAACAAUUCUCAAGUCCAUCUUGUGUGUUGUUGUCCCUAAUUUGCUACCAUUAAGGGUAUAAGUUGCUUAUGCAUUCUUUAUGCUGAAGUGCAUACAUUUGCAUUGUUCUACAUUAAAUUAUAUUUGCCAUUUGAGUGCCCAGUCCCCAAAUCUAUAUAAAUCCCUCUGCAGCAAAGUAAUAUCUUGCUCACAUUGUGUUACUUUACAGAGUUUUGUGUUGUCUGCAAACACUGAAACAUGAGUUCUAAUGCUUUUUUGCAAGAUGAUUUAUAAACAUGUUAAAUAGAAGGGGCUCCAGAACUGAACCCUGAGAGGCACAGCUUGAAAAUUUACCAUUAAUGACAACUCUCUGCCCUCUAUUUUGUAAGCCAAUGUUCUACCCAAGAAGAAGAAUUUUCAUCUAGACCGAUUUUCUUUGAGUUUGAACACUAAUCUAUUGUGUGGAACUGUACGCCUUGGCAAAAUCCAAAUAGAUCACAUCCACUGCAACACCCUGAUCUAUAAUUCUACUUCCUUAUUUGUAGAAUGCAAUCAGGUUAGUUUGACAUGACCUGUGCUUCAUAAAACCGUGCAGAUUUUUGCUGAUAACCACGUUCUUCUCAAAGAAUUCUUGAAUAUUAUCCCUUAAUAAACAUUCAAUUACUUUCCCAGCCACAGAAGUUAAGCUCACAGGUCUAGAAUUUCCAGGCAAGGAUUUCGAACCAUUUUUAAAUAUGAGAACCACAUCUGCCUUCUCCUCUACACUUCCUGAAAGAAAAGCAUCUCAAAAUAUUAAAAACAGAGGUUCACUUAUUUCUACACUCAGUUCCUUAAGUACACGUGGAUGGAUACCGUCAGGCCCUGGAGCUUUGUUUAUAUUAACUUUAUUUAGUUGCUGCAGCACCUUGUCUUGAGUUAACCAAUUACAAUUUUUCUGCAAGUUUUUUGCAGCAAUCAUUUGCACAUCUAUUGCCAUAGGUUCUUCCUUAAUAUAUACGGAGGAGAAAUAGUUAUUUAAAAUUUCUACCUUUUCCUGGUUUUCAUUAACUAACACCUCCAACCUGUUUUUUUUUGUGAACCUAAUUUUUUUACUUAUUUUUUUUGAAUUUAUUUGCUUAAAAAAUGCCUUGGGUUUGGUUUUGCUCUCUUUGACUAUAAUUUUUUCAUUCUGAAGUUUAGUGAAUCGAAUCACCUUUUUGCAUGCAUUAUUAGCUUCUUUAUAUCUUUUUAUAGGAUGCCUCUGAUUUGUACCCUUACGUGUACCUAGCAGCAUAUUAUACAGUAACUCUCUAAGUUGUAUAUACUCUAUAUCUAGGAAUAAGUAAUUUCGGGAGUGCUAAACAUUUUUUUUUUUUAAAGAAUCAAAUGUUGUUCUUUAAUUAGGCAAUUAAAAAGAGCAUUUUGUGGCCUAAAAAAAUCCCACUGCACAAAAGACAGAAUAAACACUAAAAAAUAAUCACAAGUGGAGCAGUAUCAGAUAUAUGGUGAGAAUUUGAUAUAUAUAUAUAUAUAUAUAUAUAUAUAUAUAUAUAUAUAUAUAUAUAUAUAUAUAUAUAUAUAGUGAUAAUAUAAGAUGUAUACAACUGUAAUUUCUGAAUCCUCCAGUAUGUGGCACUCAAUCAAUAUAAUGAGAAAAAAGGAAAUGACAGUGCAAAUCGUUUCUUUAAAUGGAUGAAUCAAAUGUUUUUCUUUGGUACACCACUAUUUGUAAUAGUGAAAUUCUAUAUAUACCCCAUGUAUAAAAUAAACUGUUUAUAAGAUAUAGGUGUAUUAAAGAAAUUGCUUCUAUAGGAAGCCAAAGUAUAUGUCUUCACAAUACAAGUUUAUUAUGCACAUUCUAUAGAUAUGGCAAGUACCGAAAAACACAUGCUCACAGUACAGUUAAAAUCAAAACAAUAAAAUGACUGCCUCUUACAAGAACAGGUGGUGAGUAACCACGGCAUAUACCGGUACUCACAGACAAGUUCAGUACAGUGGGUGGCGGGCGUCUUCUGUAUGUGAAACGGACUCCUUGCAGAACUUCCUUGACAAGGUUCCCAGUAUCCGCUGUGCGGUUCAAAUGGCAAGCUCUGCCCUCCUUGAGUGACGUCAACGCAUUUUGCCGUUAGAUGACGGCUUCCUCAGGACGUAUUGUAAACUCCAUCUUGAAAGAGGGCAUUUUAAGGGCAAAAAAAAAAAGAAAGAUAGUGCGUAGGCGCUUCACUGUAAUUGUGACAGUUCUGUAUAUAAUAAAAAUAUACAAUAGAUGGUGUAACCGGUACCCUAGUGCUUCCCUUAUACACCAGAUUUACAUAAUACAAUAAAAAGAGACAAAUACCAGUAUAUACACCUCCCCAAUGUGAUCACAACAAAAAUAAGUGAUAUUACCAAUAUAGAACUGGACUGUAAUGUAAACAGUGUAGAACUUGAUUGGGGUAUAAACUAAAAUAGAAAAAACAUAAAAAACAUAGUGCAAACUGUAUGAUGAAAAAUAAGUAAUAGAUAAAUGUGUGACUCUCACUCACAUUCUCCAGAGCCGUACCAGGCUCUGUAUAACAGGCUCAGGGGUGCCAAUAACUGGCUAACGAUCCAGGUGGUCCAAAUAGAUGAGACUCCAAAGGUUAAAUAUAAAAUAUAUUUAUUUAUAAAAAUAUAUAAAAAAUAUAUAAAAAAGUGUAUACACUACUGGGCACUAUGGGGGUGGAACCCAAAACGGACAAGGAUAUAUAUAAAACAACAAUGGAAUUCCACUUACCCCUAUCUGUAUAGUAGCCCAGAGUGACAGGAAUACACAUAAAAUAACAAAUACUAAAUGCAGAAGAUUGAAGCAGACACGUUUCGGCCAACAGCCUUCCUCCAGUGCUUGGAGGAAGGCUGUUGGCCGAAACGCGUCUGCUUCAAUCUUCUGCAUUUAGUAUUUGUUAUUUUAUGUGUAUUCCUGUCACUCUGGGCUACUAUACAGAUAGGGGUAAGUGGAAUUCCAUUGUUGUUUUAUAUAUAUCCUUGUCCGUUUUGGGUUCCACCCCCAUAGUGCCCAGUAGUGUAUACACUUUUUUAUAUAUUUUUUAUAUAUUUUUAUAAAUAAAUAUAUUUUAUAUUUAACCUUUGGAGUCUCAUCUAUUUGGACCACCUGGAUCGUUAGCCAGUUAUUGGCACCCCUGAGCCUGUUAUACAGAGCCUGGUACGGCUCUGGAGAAUGUGAGUGAGAGUCACACAUUUAUCUAUUACUUAUUUUUCAUCAUACAGUUUGCACUAUGUUUUUUAUGUUUUUUCUAUUUUAGUUUAUACCCCAAUCAAGUUCUACGCUGUUUACAUUACAGUCCAGUUCUAAAUUGGUAAUAUCACUUAUUUUUGUUGUGAUCACAUUGGGGAGGUGUAUAUACUGGUAUUUGUCUCUUUUUAUUUUAAGGGCAAACACCAGAAUCCUCAUUGGUAGUUCCUGGAUUCCUUUUAUUAGCAUAGUUCACGAUUACUUUACACUUGUAAUGUCCAGUAUUGCCAUUACCGUUUGUGGCGGAAAUAAUCUCACCACUGGGUUCUGGAGGGGCCUAUUUGCUCGCCUUUUGCCUCAGGAUUAUGGCCCCUGUGUUGAAACUUUGUUUUCCCCCUGUAAAAAGUCUUGUUUGUGUCUUUUUACUAUGUGGUUUGGUAAAUGGAAUUCACCGAACAAACUACAGUCGGACCACACGCAAGUGGAGUGUGCAGCCAAUUUACCUCUCAGGCUGGUGGUUAACCGCAAGCUAAUAGAUGAAUGGCUGGGUGGUCGCCAUCUUGUUUAGUUGAACGCGGUCAGCGGUGUUUUGCCAUCGAACAAAAAUCGGACACGUGACAGGACGAACACCGCUGAACCUUACCUUCUUUGGAACUUCAACGCUUCGACAGUAGUUGAACGACAUUUGACAAUUCGAACGCCACUUUAACAUUGGCUAUUUACACGAACGACUCCCGUUCGUGCAUUUGAAUAGUAUGUGAACUAUGGGGAACUGUUUUGGGUAUGAAAGCCAUGCUUGCUGUCUGUCAAAUGUGACUUCCAUCAAUCUUCCAAACCCCUGAACCGAUUGCUAUGAUUUUUAAAUAUGUUGUUCCCAUAAUUGUGCCGUUCGGAAAAUAUAAGUUUUAUGUGAAUUGAAUGUAUAAUUUUGAUAUGAGAAAUGUGUAAAAAUUUGCUUUUUCUGCUUGGGGAUAAUUGAGUUAAUACAGUAUCUUGCUCAAUUAUCUCCCAAGCACAGGGGAAGGUUUGUGUGCAUUAUUUGGGAGUGUCUAAAUGUACAAGUCUGUCCUGAUUGGUCUUUGCAACUCUGUGUCCUGUGUACCACAAGGUCCAUGUGGGUGGUAACCUUGUGGGAAAACCUGUAUAUCAGUGCCAAUAAACUCUCAGACGGCUGAGUUCCUGUUUUACCCUCAACAUAGAGCCUCGUCUCAUGCGUGGGGGAAAAGGCUGCAUCUACUUUGGGGAUUGCUAUAUGCUGUAUACUCCCCUGGCUAUAAUCACUAAGCUCUUUUAAGAGCUUGUUCCUGCUUCGCUCUCUGAAGAAAGAGAGGUUCACCCACUGGAGCCUGGAGCCUUGUCGUAGGUCUAGCGUGGGUAGGAGACAGUGAGACCCCAAACCAAGCUGCGGCGGUUCGUGGGGUCUGCAGUGCUUAUGGUGUCAAGUAGAGCGCUUGGAGCCCUCAGGAAGCACUAGGAGUAUCCAUCAAUGGAUGUAUCCAGUCGGGAUGCCAGGUGGUCCAUUACACCUUUGUAUAAAAGUCCCCAAAAAUGUAGACGAUUAAUAUUUAGUAUAAACUUACAUUGUACAAUCAAAAUAGCCUAAAAAUUCCAUAUAAGAGCAAACAAAAAAAAGAAAGUAGCAUUUCAUAUACAGAUAAAAAACAGAAAACAUCAAGUGGCAUUUCUUAUUAAUAAAAUCUUGUAUCAUGGUUUUUACACAGAGAAUAAUUGAACUAGUCCAGUCCAUAACUGGUGUUCUGAAGACAUCCUGUUUUUAGGGAAGGUGAAUGUGUGUAUAUAUAUAUAUUUAUAUUAAAACCAUUUAAACAUUCCUUAAAGUGGCCAUGUAUAGAUUAUAGGAUAAAGUGAAGUACAAGAAUUCAUAACAUCUAAAAUUAUUAGAGACUUUUUUGACUUCCCAUUCCUAUUUAAAUGGGGAAGAAAACAGAGUAUUAGACCUGCAAAAAUCAGAUGUACAAACAAAUACAUGGAGAUAUGGAUCUUCUGUGUAAAUUGUGAUGAGGUAUACAGAUUGGUGGAGUUCCAAACACUUUGCAAAUAAAGUAAAAAUUGAAUAAAAAUUAAGAAAUAAUUUAGUUGGAGGUAAUAUGUAUAUAGACUAUAAAUAAGUAAAUAACACGAUAUAAAUGGAGAUAUAUACAGAAAUAUAUAUUAAAAAUAAUGCAAAAAUUAUUUAUAUAAAAAAAAUUAAAAAAAUGGCAAAUCUCAAAAUCAUUAUUAAGUCCAUGAGGGACCAUAGGGUGGAGAUUAAAGAUCCACCUCAUUUCUGUCUGCCCUCUGAUACUCUAUAUCUAAUUAUAUCAUGCUUUCUACCGUUUAAAUUCCUUAUCUCCGUGUCUAAAACACGUUCUUCAUCUACAAGAUUUUAUUAUGUUUACCGUUAGGACACAAAUAACCAGCCUGGCUAUAAAUUUUGGAAAUAGAUCAGGGAAACCUCAUGUGAGAAUCCCUGGUUUGGUAUUUCAUAAAACUAAGUAAUUGAUUGAAUGAAAUGUCUUCACCAGUAAACAAUGUGUGAGACGAUUGCAGCAAUAUAGCAAAAUACAACCAUUUAACCAUCUAUUCAAUGAUAUAACAGGCUUUAUUAUCCAUUGCCAAAGAUAAACAUAAAACUGACAGGUGAUAUAUUGUGUCUCUAUAUAUUCCCUAUUAGUAUAAUAAGCAUCCCUUCAGAAUCAUUGCAUGAUUACAGUGUCCAAAUAAUCUUGAGCAUUUAUUGAAAAGGGAGAGGGGAGUUUAAUUGAAGAAAUACAGUAUUAUAAUAGGGAGAGAUCACCUAAAUUGUCAGUUGGCUGUACACCUACACGGGUUCUAUUAGUGCCUUGUUUUUUAUUUUCAAAACUUUACAAUCUUGUAUGACAUUAUGAAGCUUGCUAAGGCUGUUUGUACACGUUACAAUAAAGAUUGUUAAAAAAAAUAAAAAUUUUGAGAUAACCGUACACAUAAUAAAUGCACAUUUUCUCUGCCGUUUAUUGUUCUACAUUCUAUGUGCUACACUUUGAUAUCGAUCUUUGCACUAUUUAUGCAGUAAAUUCAGCUUUUUCUCAGCAAUACAUUCUGUAUGUUGCAGGAUCUGAGUUUGAUCCCUUUGGGAUACUUUCCCAAGCAUCGACCAAUAUCAUUUGCUCCCUGACAUUUGGACAGCGAUUUGAAUAUGAUGAUGAAGAAUUGAAGUUAUUGAUUGUUAGGCUGCAUGAAACAUUCUAUCUUCUAAGUGCUAUAUCUGGCAAGGUAAGCAAUCAGUCCGAUAAGCCUGAACUGAAUAUUCUAGGCAGCAGAUAAUCCAUUCUUUUUAAAUACAUUAUACAGGUAACAUGUAAAUAAAACACAUCACUUUGUAGGUAUCUUAUAGUCCCCAAAAUAUAUUGGUGUUCACACCAACAUUUUCACAGCACAGAGAAGCACCUUGAGGUUUGUAAGUGGGUGUUCUUAUGGAACAAAAUAUGUACCUUUAAUAAUAUAAACCCACCCAUUAUAACUAACUGUAACCUAACCUACACAGUGCAUCUAACGUGUGUGGGAGCCUGGAGUGUCACUUUAAUAAUAUAAACCCACCCAGUAUAACUAACUGUAACCUAACCUACACAGUGCACCUAACGUGUGUGGGAGCCUGGAGUGUCCCUUUAAUAAUAAAAACCCACCCAGUAUAACUAACUGUAACCUAACCUACACAGUGCACCUAACGUGUAUGGGAACCUGGAGUGUCCCUUUAAUAAUAUAAACCCACCCAGUAUAACUAACUGUAACCUAACAUACACAGUGUAUCUAACGUGUGUGGGAGCCAGGACUGUCCCUUUAAUAGUAUAAACCCACCCAGUAUAACUAACUAUAACCAAACCUACACAGUGCAUCUAACGUGUGUGGGAGCCUGGAGUGUCCCUUUAAUAAUAUAAACCCACCCAGUAUAACUGUAACCUAACCUACAUAGUGCAUCUAACAUGUGUGGGAGCCUGAAGUGUCCCUUUCAUAAUAUAAACCCACCCAGUAUAACUAACUGUAACCUAACCUACACAGUGCACCUAACGUGUAUGGGAACCUGGAGUGUCCCUUUAAUAAUAUAAACCCCAAAAUAAAAUACUUGAAAUUACAUUUACCAAAAAGUGCAGUGCUCGUGUGUUGCACACACAUAUAUAGUUGAAAAUGGUGUUUACCCUUUCAAUUACAACCACUUAGUAGAUAUAAAUCGCCAAAUCCUGUCCCUUUCAUCUCAAAAACAUAGCCACAUUAACCCCGGAUGUGGCUAGGGUGCUGGUCCAUGCUCUUGUUCUCUCUCGCCUUGACUACUGCAAUACCCUUCUCAGUGGUGUUACGUGUUCCCAGAUUGCACCGUUGCUAUCUAUAAUGAAUGCGGCGGCAAGGCUCCCACGCCUCCCCGCUCUGUCAGUCCCUGCAUUGGCUUCCAGUUAGAUAUAGGGCUCAAUUUAAAAUUCUGGUGCUUGCCUACAAGUCCCUACAUAAUUCUGCUCCAACCUACCUAUCCUCCCUAAUACACAAGUAUGUCCCAUUGAGGCCCCUAUGCUCUGCCAAAGACCUACGUAUAUCCUCUGUCAGUACGCCCACCUCUAAUGCUCGCCUCCAAGAUUUCUCCAGGGCUGCCACUCUUCUGUGGAACUCCCUUCUCCAUAAGACUUUCACCCAGUCUCCAUUCAUUCAAAAAAUAAUUGAAAACUCACUUCUUCAAGAAAGCAUAUCAAUUAAAGUUAGCAGGUUUUCAUCCCGCACACUCCAUGACUCCUCUCCUGCAACUAUCAAAAAUUACCUACUAAGCCCUCAAUGAAUACUUUUCUAACAACCUACUUCGUAUCCCUACUUUUACCCUUUGUGUCACUAUACCCCACUCCCUCUAGAAUGUAAGCUCAUUGAGCAGGGCCCUCCACCUCUCUGUUCCUGUACGUCCAAUUGUCUGAUUAAAAUUACAUGUCUGUUAGUCCACCAAUUGUACAGCGCUACAGAAUUAGAUGGCACUAUAUAAAUAAUAAAAUAAUAAUAAUAAAGGAAUCCUCUAAAAAACCUCAAUAUAAAUUCAUUCAGCUGGGUAUCUAUAAAAGGGUAAUUAAUAUCACAAAAAGAUAAAAUACUGUAGAAACACAAAAAGGUGCUAAUGAUUCAAGGUUGAACUCACAAAUGUAGUUUGUAUAUAGAGCCCAUCAAAAUGUAGGUGAUAAAUCCUCCGGACAUUCAGAGAUGCGUGUAAAGAUAAAAGAUAGAGACCAUGAUGCAGCACUUUUAAAUAUAAAAUACACUUAAAAGAUAUGUGUAGAUAAAAAGCCCAUCAAUAACAUCAUAGAUUAUGGGAACUGGAUACAAUCAUCCUUGAGUCCUUCACCAGACAGAUGAAAGUUGGGAAUAAAAAAUAAUAAAUAAAUAAUGUAAAUCAAAAACAAAAAACGUGCAGCACCUAUGGAUCCGCCCUACGCGUUUCGUCUCAAUUCAGAGACUUCCUCACGGGGAAAAAAGUGCAAUGUGAUCUCCAUACAAACCCGCCAUAUUUAAACCCACAAUAUUCCGUUCCAGGCCACCAACGUCCAAUCAGGACGUGACCACCCAUCUGUCCACAAUCAUUCAACAAGAGAAAGAGUUCUCAGUUCAUUUCCCUUUUUCCUUUUCCGGCAUUAUGGCGUUGUCUGAAAGUAGGUGUGUCGAUCUUCUUUCCUCUGUGAAACACAUCAAUGCAUAUGUGCAACGAAAAUCUACUUACAUAUAUUUUUAAAUAUAUAACUGAAAAAGAAAUAAAAAGUAAAAAACUUAUAUGUAAAAAUAUAAAAUAAACUAACCCCCCCCAUUGCUAGUAUAACUAAGAGAGUGAUUUAAUCCAUUAUAACAUAGAAGACAAAUAAAAAAUGAAUUUAGGUAAUAAAACAUAUAUAAAAAAGAAAAUAGUUGCACAUUGUAAAAUCUGGUUGGAACGAUCUUCACUGUUAAAUCUUCUGUAGAAUAUUGCAUAUUCUAUGUUUCUAUUGAUUAUAUAUAUGGAUGUGUGGAUUGACAUAAGUAACAGAUGGUAUCAAUAAGUCACAAGGCUUUCUGUGUCCGAGAGCUCUGGAAUGUGGGUGUGGGGGUUUUUCCUUAUAUGGCUAGAGUUAAACGCUGACGUUAGUAUGAACACUUCUAUAUAGUAACAGAGGGACACAAGGUCUCUCUCUCUUAGCUUGGCUCGGUACAACAAUGUAACUCUCCCAUCAGAAGUACAGCAAUUACCAUCUGCUGUUGAAUGUCUACUAUCCUGUAACAUCCUUUAUUAUGUUUUAUUAUGUAUCCGUAACAAAGAAUAAACCUGAAGAAACCGUAAGUCAGAUUGCGUAUUACUACUUUUCAAUAAUAUAGACAUAUAUUAUUGUGGCGAGCAUUUGGACCAAGAAUAUAUAUACAAAAGACGUAUAUAUAUCAAUCAACUGAAGAUAAGAAGAAAUUAAGAAGAUUCUACAUGAACAUCCAUUCAUCUACAUUUUUACAUCUUCUUAAUUUCUUCUUGUCUUCAGUUGAUUGCUAUAUAUAUAUAUAUAUACGUCUUUUGUAUAUAUAUUCUUGGGCCAAAUGCUUGCCACAAUAAUAUAUGUCUAUAUUAUUGAAAAGUACCAAUACGCAAUCUGACUUAUGGUUUCCUCAUGUUUAUUCUUAGUUACGGAUACAUAAUAAAACAUAAUAAAUGAUGUUACAGGAUAAUGGACAUUCAACAGCAGAUGGUAAUUGCUGGACCUCUUUACAUCCUUACAUCUUUACAUUGAGAGAGAGAGCCCAGAGCCAAGAGAGAGCGACCUCUGUUACUAUAUAGAUGUGCUCAUACUGACGUUAGAGUUUAACGCUAGCCAUAUAAGGACAAAACCCCCAACUCCAAAUUCCAGAGACCUCAUGGUACAGAAUAGCAAAUGCCAUCUGUUCUGUUUAAACCAUUAGACAGCCACACCUUAAUAUGUAUUUGAAUAGGAACAUAUAGAAUAUGCAAUAUUCUACAUUUCCCUCUGUUUAUGGUUUAUUUAUCGCUAUCGCUAUCGCUAUCCCAAAUAAUAAUAAACCAUAACAAAAUGUUAUUUACCAUAGAUUUUGGUGUCUGAUCAUCAGGAAUACUCAUUACCAAUCUGUAUGCACGCUCAAAUUUUAAAAGGAAACUGAAGACAUCUUCAUUUAAAUUUUUCUAAAAUCUCAAUAUCCACAUGCUCAUUUCCUGUUGUUAAUCUUAUUAAUUGUGUCAAUCUAUCUCACUCAUUCCCAUGGACUAUUUCACCAUCUUUGUCAUUAGUGGUAAUUAUGGGUGGAGUCAGUCUACGUGCAAUGUAUGUUAGCAGCCAUAUUUUAAACAAUCUGUUCCUUUGUUCGUCAUUCAAAUUAUGUUUAGAUAAAUUAGACCCAAAUACGUCUGCAUUACCAAAGGCAUCCAUUGAUGGAUUAUAUGGGGAAAUAUCUUUGGUAACUUUCAUCAGCUGCUCUUGAAUUUUUAAUUUAAGUUUUGCAGGCUUAUCUAACAAUUUUCUACGUUGCAAAUCAGAUUGGGAUGAUAUUUCUGUGACAUCAACUGGCUCAAGUAUCAAAUUAUGAUCACUCCUUGUAAUCACACACAACUGUUUGGCUUCAGUUCUAAGUUUACAAAUGAAUUCAGAUUUAAGAUCCAGCUGUUCUCCCAAAUCACAAAUACUUGCCUGUAGUCUAUCAUAGUUAGUACAUUUCAUUCCUGUUACACAUACAGAUUUCUCUUUAAUGUCUGUCUGUGUACUUUUUAAAUCUUGCACCUUUACUUGUGCUGGUACUUGCAAUUUUGUUGGAGCCACUCCUGUUCUAAGGAUCAUUGUGUCAAAGGUUUCUACCAAUUUUAAAACAUUUCUAAUUUUCUUUUUUGUUUUAUUAAACAUAACAGUUUAUUAUCAAUAGCUGAAUUUGCUUGUUUACAUUGCUCAUACAAACUUGCCCACAAUUGACUAUCUGUAUAGCAUCUAUUAAACACAAAAUCAAGUUUACUUUUAUCUGCAAUAUCAGUAACAAAAUCCAUUAUUACUCACCAGACAAGUUGAUCUUUAAUGCACGACACGGUCUGCUUUUAGCCUGCUUUUUACUCGUACAGCUGCGCAGUUCUGGGCUUGAUUCUGGACGCUUGCCAAUCUCUGCCACGUGCUUGCUUCUAGACUUCACGUUGUAUCUUGUGCUGCUUUCUUUAUAAUGAUGUUACAGGAUGAUGGACAUUCAACAGAAGAUGGUAAUUGCUGGACUUCUUUACAUCCUUACAUCUUUACAUUGAGAGAGAGAGCCAGAGACAGCCCAGAGCCAAGAGAGAGCAACCUCGUGCCCCUCUGUUACUAUAUAGAUGUGCUCAUAGCCAUAUAAGGACAAAACCCCCACAUCCACAUUGCAGAGCUCUCGGACAAAGAAAGCCUUGUAACUUAUACCAUCUGUUACUUAUGUCAAUCCACACAUCCAUAUAUAAUCAAUAGAAACAUAGAAUAUACAAUAUUCUACACACAUAAAUAAAAAAUUAAAAAGAAAACUUAUAAGAAACACACCAAUUUGAAAUUAACGCUCAAGCCCUUAGGUUGCAUGGUUUGGAGUUUAUAUAUCUAAACAUCCUCUUUUCUUCUUAAUUCAUUCAUAAUGAUCCUUCCUCCCCCGCCCCCGUCAUGUAGAUGUACUUGUUCAAUGACAGUGAAACAUAACCUAUGUGGGUCAAAGGUUGGACAUUGAUUGCAAUGUCCAUUGAUUGCAAAGCACUUCUACCAAAGAAAAAUAAAAUAAGAGAAUAUGUCACCUGUUCUUCCUCGCAUGUUGCAUACCUGCUAACUUGUGGGUGCGGUGCACGAUAUGUUGGAAGAACAGGUAGACAAGCAAAGGUGCGUUUCCUUGAACACUCUAAUAACAUUAGAAGACGUUUACAUACACAUUCAGUCCCUUGUCAUUGCAAUCAAUGCCCAUCCUUUGACCCACAUAGGUUAUCUUUCACUGUCAUCGAACAAGAAGGGAGGGUUUUUGGAUAUACUAUAAAGUCCAAACCAUGCAAAUAAGGGCUUGAUUUGAUUUCGACUACGUGUGUUUCUUAUAAUUUUUAGAUUUUUUUUACUUAUUUCUUAUUUUUUAUUUAUGUGCAACGAUUUAAUUUUUUAUAUAUGUUUUAUUACCUAAAUUCCUAUUUUUUUUUGUCUUAUAUAUUAUAAUGGAUUAAAUCACUCUCUUAGUUAUACUAGUUGGGUGGGGGGGCAUUAGUUAAUUUUAUGUUUUUACUUUUUUAUUUAUUUUUCAUUUAUAUAUUUAAAAUAUAUUUUCGUUGCACAUAAGGUUUUUUUCUUGACUAAAUUUUGUACUGGAUUACAUUAGAAUGUAUAUUCUCUUGAUUGAGACGCUACUCACCAGAUACUAGUUGUGGUCAGAAUAUCUACAAUUAGUAUCUGAUGUGUAGCGUCUCAAUCAAGAGAAUAUGCAUUCUAAUCUUCUUCCCUCCAGGUAACACCUCCAUAGAGAGUUCUUCUCUGGAAGUAGGAAGUUCCAGUUAAUUUCAUAGACCAACAGGGGUUAAGCCCCGAGACACCACUGGAGUGUCUCUUUGGUGUGUUAAUUUCAGAGUAGGGGAUUCGGAAUUGCAGAUCUACCCACCCUGAAUAUUAUCUCUUUAUUAAUUAUAGUUCAUAUAGAAUUAUAUUUAUGAUUUUUUCCGUUUAUAUAUUUUUCUUAUUGUUUUUGAGUGUAUCAUGGACAUUUAUACAAAGAGCCGUCUUUCUCUUGAAAAGAAAAAAUCCAAAUGGUUAAAGAAUAGAGUUGAGUGAACAAAGACUGUAAAGUUCGGGUUCGUACCGAACAUUACAUUUUUUUGGACUACGACCCGAACACGGACAUAUCAGGGCAGCCGAUCAACAAGCGUUUGACUCGUGUGCCCCUAGAAGCACUCACAGCCAUGCCAUUAGUGCAGCAUGUGACCCAGUCUCUAUAUAUAAGCUGGAGUCGCGCAGCGCCGCACGCACAUGAGCUCUUAUUAGUGUAGGGAGAGGAUGCUGCAGCUGUGAGGGACGUAUUAGGAAAGAAUUCUGGUGUUGAAUCUGCAAACUGCAGCGAUUAUUCAAACUACAGCGAUUAUUUUUGUGGGUGCUAUAAUACCACAUUUUUGUACCCUGCCCUGAGCCCAGUGCCACAGAAAAUGCAGUGCACUUGCAACUGCAUGUGUGCCAGGCACAUUACUUUAAUCCUGUUCUGGUAGCUCAGUGGUGCUAAAUAGUACAUUUGCGUACUGCAUUUCUUGCAGUCCAAUAAAACCCUUAAAUACUACUGUUACAUUGUUGAUUUAAAAAAAUCAAACUUUUUGGUGCUAAAUAGUACAUUUGCGGUGCACUUCAUAUCUGAAAGUCAAAUAGAACCGUCAAAUACUGUGCUUACAUUGCAGUUUUAAAUAUUUAAAUUCUUUAGGUGCUAAAAAGUAAAUUUGGGGCCUGCACUUCAUAUCUGAGAGUCAAAUAGAACCGUCAAAUACUGUGCUUACAGCGCAGUUUUAAAAAUUCAAAUUUUUUUUGCUGCCAAAUAGAACCGUCAAAUACUGUGCUUACAGCGAAGUUUUUAAAAUGCAAAUUUUUUUGCUGCUAAAUAGUACAUUUGCGGCCUGCGGUUCACUUGAUAUCUGAGAGUCAAAUAGAGCCGUCAAAUACUGUGGUUACAGCACAUUUUUAAACAUUCAAAUUCUUUAGGUGCUAAAAAGUCAAUUUGGGGUGUGCACUUCAUAUCUGAGAGUCAAAUAGAGCCGUCAAAUACUGUGGUUACAGCGCAAUUUUAAACAUUCAAAUUCUUUAGGUGCUAAAAAGUAAAUUUGGGGCGUGCACUUCAUAUCUGAGAGUCAAAUAGAACCGUCAAAUACUGUGCUUACAUUGCAGUUUUAAAUAUUUAAAUUCUUUAGGUGCUAAAAAGUACAUUUGGGGCGUGCACUUCAUAUCUGAGAGUCAAAUAGAACCGUCAAAUACUGUGGUUACAGCGCAUUUUUAAACAUUCAAAUUCUUUAGGUGCUAAAUUGUACAUUUGGGGCCUGCACUUCAUAUCUGAGAGUCAAAUAGAACCGUCAAAUACUGUUGUGACAUAGCAGUUUCAAAAUUUCGAAUUCUUUAGGUGCUAAAUAGUAAAUUUGGGGUAUGCACUUCAUAUAUGAGAGUCAAAUAGAACCGUGAAAUACUGUGCUUACAUCGCAUUUUACACAUUCAAAUUUUUUUGCUGCUAAAUAGUACAUUUGCGGCCUGCGCUGCACUUCAUAUCUGAGAGUCAAAUAGAACCGUCAAAUACUGUGCUUACAGUGCAGUUUUUAAAAUUCCAUUUUUUUGCUGCUAAAUAGUACAUUUGGGGUGUGUACUUCAUAUCUGGUGUAUGUGUGCAACACUGGCUAGUUACCGCUUCUCAAGAAAGUCUAAAGACUUUUUAAAAAAGUGAAAAAUAAGUGUUAUUGUGAUCGCUUCAUAUACAGAAACAUUAAUAUACAUUUCUAUAUUGUGUAAAGACACAACUACAAAGUUAAAAACCAAACACCAAAACAAUGUGCCAGACAAUCUACCUGUGCAUGGCUAGUGAGAUACAAUAAGUCUACAUCUUAAAAAUGCAAUAACCCACAGAAGAUGGGCGAGAAUUUUUUUUGCAAAUGGAACUUUGAUUAGAAUUUACUACAUCGGCCACUUGUAAUAUUGUAUCACACCUACAAAACUUGUUACACAGAUCUAAGUGAUGGAAAACAGAUUGAUAUUUUCUACACUAGAAACUACCAGAUAACAAGCUGCUUUAAACCAGAUUUAUCAAUAGCGAAGAGGUACUUAAAAGGUACUUAUUGUAAUUCUGGGGCAAUACCCUCACAAGUCAAACUGAGAGGUCAGUUUAUAGAGAAAACUGUUGCCUGGAUACAAUUCUAAAACAAUUUCCAUAUGUCCUUUGCAGACUUUACAUGCUGGAAAAACACAGGUGCCAACUGCUGUGGCUUUCUGCAGUGUGCAGACCGGCAAGGAGGGCAGGGUUGAGGAAUGGGUGGAAGAUGAUGUGGAGGAUAAUGAGGUCCUAGAUCUGACAUGGAAUGAAGGUCAUGCGAGUGACGUGUGCAGUUUGGAGGAAGAGGAGGUGUCGCACAGAGGCACCAGCACAGCAUAAGAGGGAGCAGGGUGCAAAAGCGGAACGGCCAUCCCCUAGCGCUCGUCGGCAUGUAUUAGCUCUAGAAUUACCACAGUUAUCCAAGUAACAGAAUGAGCGAUCAAAGGAACCAUAACUGAUUUAAUGAGCCAUUCGCAGUUUCACUUGUAGCUGCUGUGCGCGCUCACCCUGCUGCUGCUCGCCUGUCUGCGCUGCAGCGUUAAUUCGGCCUUCCCGCUCACCGCCUCAUAUGCGACGUGCCCACAAGGUAGAACUCCACCUUGCACAUGCUGGAGAGACUGUGUGAGCAGCAGCAGGUGAUAGCGGAGUUUCAGCUACAGCAUGCACGGGUCAGUCGCUCUGCACCAGACUUGCCCCCCAAUAGAUCCUCGUUAAAGGAUUUAAAGUGGACUCAUUCCAAUUACAGGGCCUGGAAAGAGUCCUGUAUUGUUAUUUAUCGUCUAUACCUUCCUGCGUCGGGAGUGGGUAAUUUGCAUGCCUGCUGCAUUCCUUGGAUGUGGUAGCCGUUUCUCAGGCUCCCUCUCCAGAAUUGAACCCUGAUUCCCAGUAACCCAUGGUCACCAUGGUAGGCGCAGAUAAUAACAUCGAAAGUUGAUAGGGGAGACAUCCAAAUGCGUUGUCACUGCCUCCUCAACCUCCUACUCCACAUCCACCUCCUCCUCCUAGAGCAGGGUGCAAAAGCGGAGCAGCCGUCCCUAGAAAGUACGCCUGCUACUGCCCACCGCACCCGGGGACCGAGCACACCAAAGCCAGCUCCAAGGAGUUCCCUGGCGUGGCAGUUCGAGCGAGGAGAACCCAGUCGAUUCCUGUGGCACCUCCCGAUAGACAAACAGGAGAUGGGGCAGGAAUCUCUCUCAAUCCUUGUGAGUCGCCGCAAAGGUACGGAGCAUUUGCUUCAACGUACUGGUCUGGGGGUGGUAAGGGGAGCUCAGGAUUGGUUUAUUGUGCACAAUCUCCACAGUUGGUGGGUCAUUUCGGCAGUAAAUUGGGUGCCCUGGUCUGAGAGAAUCUCCCGGGGAAAACCCAUCGUGGAGAACACUCACAUCAAGGCUUCUCUGCCCGAAUACUGCUCAGGGUCGCGUAGUCCACGAUGGUCAGAAUGUACUUCUUCCCAGAGGGACUAGGCUUGGCUAGGGGACCUAUAAUAUCGACAGCUACUCUGCCGAACUGAUCUUCACUAAUAGGUAGGGGAUGGAGGGGGGCCCUAUGCCAGUCCCUUUUCUUCCCCACUCUCUGGCAGACAUCUGGCAGUACUGCCUCAGAUCCUGAGAGAUUCCUGGCCAGAAGAAGCUUUGGGUGAGCCAAGACACUGUCCGGCUCCUGCACAAAUUACCUGCAAAAGGGAUAUCGUGAGCUAGCUUCAGCAGCUCAUACCAAUACUUCUUGGGUCUGGGGCUGGUGGUCUCUCACCAGCCGUGUUGUUCGGGAGCCCAUUGAAAAAGUGCUCUAGCAUGACGAGCUGGGUGAUCUCCUCCGGGAACUUGGCUUGAUGGGAGUUGAGACAGUUCUGGGUGGCCCUUGUGAUGCGGCAUGCCCAUUUCACAUGGGAGUCCUUCUCCCCUUUCCGGGUCUCCCUAAACUUUCGACGGUAUUGCUCGGGGGUGACCGCAUACCGGGCCAGGAGGAUUUGUGUAAUAAAGGGAUAGUCUCUGAUCUGCUCUUCUGGUACAGCCCGGUGCCUUCCCCUCUAGUUUGCUGGCCAGGAUGGUGACCCAGUCGCUGGGGUCCACGUCUUGAAGUAGGCACUGGAACUCAAAGUCUUGUAAAAAGUCAUAAAUGCCGCCUUCUGCUUCCUUGAACUCUUUGAAGGCAUUGUAUGGUAGCUUGUGGGCCAGGGUGGUUGUGCUUCCCAGCGCCCUCUGCUCCCUUCUUCCUUCAUCUGGGUUCAUGGAGGUCGCCCUCUGUCUAUUGGCAAGGACAUAGGCUUGCACCUCCAAAAAGGUCCUGCUGAUGAUCUCCUAUGUGGGUGGCUCUUGGUAAUAUGCCAGGCGCCGGUCCACCUCCUCCUCAUCUCCGGCCCCUGGCUGAGGUUCGUUGCCUCACUGCGUGCCUGGUCGUCCUCCAUGAGCACAACAGUCAAUUUGGCCUUGUUACACCCACCAGGCGUUAUUCCUCUGGCUCCACACAAGUCCUGCAGAAAUUCCUGAAAAACUACACAGAUAUAUCAGAGCUGCUGCAGAAAGUGCAGGCCGUCUGUGCGCGCUUUCGUUGUUCUCACCCUGCUGCUGCUCGCCUGUCUGCGCUGCAGCGUAACUUCGGCCUUCCCGCUCACCGCCUCAUAUGCGAUGUGCCCACAAGCUGGAACUCCACCUUGCACAUGCUGGAGAGACUGUGCGAGCAGCAGCAGUCGAUAGUGGAGUUUCAGCUGCAGCACGCACGGGUCAGUCGCUCUGCGGAACAGCACCACUUCACCACCAAUGAGUGUGCCUCCAUGCGAGACCUGUGUGCCAUGUUGCGUUGUUUCGAGUACUCCACCAACAUGGCCAGUGCUGAUGACGCCAUUCUCAGCCUUACUAUCACGCUUCUAUGUCUCCUUGAAAAAACGCUUUGGGCGAUGAUGGAAGAGGAUGUGGCAAAGGAGGAAGAGGGGGAGGAAGAGGGGUCAUUUCCAUGGUUAUCAGGCCAGUUAUUCACAAGUGGCUCGGAGGGUGAGUUCCUGCACCAGCAUAGGCCAGGUACAUAAUUGUCCGGCAUCUCCACACUGUCCCAUGGAAGCAUUCAGCUGUCCAUCUCCCAAACACUGGAGAGAAAGAGGAAGUACCCCCUAGCCACCUGUGAUCCCUGGUCCUGAAUGCCAGCAUUUCAUAUUUCCUGGCCUUUGAAAUGCUGUCAUUCCGUCUGGUGGAGACGGACAGUUUUAAAAACCUGAUGGCGCUAUUGGACUGCAAGAAAUGCACCGCAGGCCACAAAUGUUUCUUUUUUUAUAUGUCCUAAUAUUUUGGGGGCUACCCCAAUAAAAAAAAACAAAAAAAAACAAACAAACAAAUAAAAAACAGUGUUAACUACCUCUUCCGCCUUCACCGCUGCUUCCACCUACACCACCACGGUCACUGCCUCCUCAACCUCCUACUCCACAUCCACCUCCUCCUCCUAGACCAGGGUGCAAAAGCGGAGCGGCCAUCCCCUAGACAGUAUGCCUGCUACUGCCCACCGCACACCAAAGCCAGCUCCAAGGAAUUCCCUGGCGUGGCAGUUCUUCAGACAAUGUGCUGACAAGACACUAGUGGUUUGCACGCUGUGCAAUCAGAGCCUUAAGCGAGGCAUAAACGUGCUAAACCUGAGCACAACCUGCAUUACCAGGCAUCUACAUGCAAAGCACGAGCUGCAGUGGAGUAAGCACCUCAAAAACCAAGAAAGGUCUCAGGCUCCUCCUGCUUCCUCUUCUGCUGCUGUCUUUGCCUCUUCCUCCACCUCUGGAGUGACAGUGACACCUGCCACCCCACAAACAGAGGAUGUGGCAGCAACGCCACCAUGUCCGCCACCGUCCCCAAGCAUCUCCACCCUGUCCCAUGGAAGUGUUAAGCUGUCCAUCUCCCAAACACUGGAGAGAAAGAGGAAGUACCCCCCUACCCACCCCGCGAUUCCUGGCCCUGAAUGCCAGCAUUUAAAAAUUCCUGGCCUUUGAAAUGCUGUCACUCCGUCUGGAGACUGACAGUUUUAAAAACCCGAUGGCGUUAUUGGACUGCAAGAAAUGCACCGCAGGCCGCAAAUGUUUCUUUUUUAUAUGUUCAAUAUUUUGGCACCUACACCGCCACGGUCAACGCCUCCUCAACCUAUGGGUCACUUAGUAUAAAGUAUGUACACAAUAGCAGGGGCUUGUGAAGGCCUUUUCUCCAUGCAUCAGGAGUUGAGCUCAGUUUGAACAAUGAAAGAGAAUACCCUGCACUCCAAUCCUCUCUUAAAUAGAUAAUUCUGGUGAUCCUCCUGACAGCCAUGCUUUAGAUUUUGAUUUAUGUUCUUCCAAAGCUAAAACCAAAGAUUCCAUCUAGUGCUAUUUUAUGGCUCAGCUGUAUUUUUUUAUGUAUUUUAUGUUAUUUUAAGUGAUUUCCCUAUCCACAUUUGUUUGCAGGGCACUUGUCCUGCCCAUUUUACUUCCUUUUGCAGCCCUCUAGCCCUUUCCAGGAGUUUUUUAGAGGCAUUUUAGUGCCCAAAAGUUUGGGUCCCCAUUGACUUCAAUGAGGUUCGGGGUCAAGUUCGGGGUCAGGUUCGAGCCCGAACUCGAACCGUUUGACGAAGUUCGGCCGAACUCGCGAACCCGAACAUCCAGGUGCCCGCUCAACUCUAUUAAAGAACUCUUCCGUUCAUCUAUUGAAGUUUAGGAUGUCAUGUUUGAGGAGUGGAACGCAUUAAUGUAUUAAUGAGUUCCACAGAGGAAAGAAGUUCGACACAUCUACUUUCGGACAACCGUUUCUGCUUUUAUCCUCCCCUUCAGGAGAAGAUAUACAGCACCAAAAGGGGUGGAUCGCCUAAACAGAUCCAAAAGCGAUUUAAGCCAGAGCUGGGUCUAUAGCUCCUCAUUUGUGAGUUUAUACAGCAAUCUCUGUUUUAAAUAUUAUUCAGUUAUAAACCAUCUACACUAUAUUCGAUUAUUUUCUUUCUAGACAUCUAUCUGCUAUUCAAGUAAAACAACUCCUCUAAAAACCUACUAAAAGGUGAUAACUUAUUGAUUUAUUGUACAAGCGCUACAUUCUUUCUUUGUACUUUCGGAUAACGCCAUAGUGCCGGAAAAUGAAAAAGGGAAAUUAACUGACGUUGGAACGCAUAUGCCUUCCAGGGAGAACUCUUUUGGCGCGAAUUGAAUGAUUGUGGACAGAUGGGUGGUCACGUCAUGAUCUACCAAACAGCCACUAGAGGCGCUUCCUGCUGCUUCAGAGUUUAACUCUGUGAAAAGAACACUGGAUGUCCUCAAUUUAACCAAAGAAAAACUUAGAGUCAAUGCUUUUCUGUGGGGAUUGCCAAAUGCGCAUUAGGUUCCCCCCCAGUGCUGAUUUCAUGGUGGGUUUCGGGGUGGCACACAGGUGCACUAUGAUAGGAAUACAGCUUUGUAUUUAUAACACUAUUGUGUCCCUGUAAUAAAUAACCAUGCAAGGGUAUCAGCUGAGCAUUCACAACCAAUCACUGCCCCAAACUGAAGGUAUGAAUUUGGUAUGUCUUAAGGUGGUCGUAACUACUCCUUAUCCAUACUGUCCCAGGAAGCUUCAGGUUUUCUUGGGACCCUGAUUCUGUUUUUUCUUUUUUCCCUACUAGUUUUGCUUUUCUAUUGGUCGGUUGGUUAAUAAUUCAAUCACUGGAAUUCUUUGACAUUUAUUUUUUUUAAAGGUUUUUGGAUGUUUAUAUUCAUGACAAGUUAACGGAGGCAUCAAUCCCGCCUCAUGAAUACAGGAAACAGGCCUCGAUAUUAUUAAAUAUUAACUGCCCCGGACAGCAAGUUUAUUUCCACUUUGUUAAUUCUGCAAAGGUAUCUGAGCUGAAUAUACACAUACAAAUUUAGAGAUUUAGAGAAAAAUGUUGGAAAACAUCUGGAGACAUUUAGAAAUUCCCUCUUAGUAUAUAAAAUGUUCUAUUGAAUCUGUGCUUUAUAUUUCUAGCUAUCAAAUUUAAUUCCUGGAAUAAUGAAAUAUUUACCUGGUGCCCAUAAAAAAAUCUUCAAUCACAUGGAAGAUAUUGUCUCCUUCGUAAGGAAGAGAGUUGAAUUAAACCAGAAGACACUGGACGUCAACUGCCCUCGAGAUUACAUUGAUGCUUUCCUUCUGAAGAUACAAAAGGUAGAACAUUGUAAGACCAAAAGCCCAAAUCUGGACACAUUUUCCCACGAACACACAGCUUAAAACAUGAAGGUUGUCUCAUAUUCCUCAACACAUUCUGUUCCUGUGCGUCCAGCUCGUCUUAUGGCAAAUCCAUGUCAGUUAGUCUGCAUAUUGUACAGUGCUGCUGAACAAGUCAGUGCUUUAAUAAUAUUAAUAUCAUUAAAACAUAUGAAACAUAGAUAUUGAUGGACAUUACCGAUUACAAGGAUGGAAUGUCUUUGUGUUGUUUCCCCCCUCCCCAGUUAUUACUUAUUUUCCCAUUUUUAAAAAGCUAGGUAAAUUAUUACAUUAAAACCUUUAUAAGAAAAAGAAAAAAGCUGAAUUUUUACCUUAUAUACACUACAUAUCCCAGGUGGAAUGUUACCCCCACCUCCAGUAAGGUCACCGAAAAUAACAGAGGAGGUUUAAUGUUGCUCAAGGUUCCAGGCUGUGUGCCAGAUUGGGGCACCCUUCUAGAGCACUUGGGUUUGUUCUGUGAGUGUGAGUGUUGUGAAUAGUUGUAUGGGAGGAGGGGGGGGGUGCUGAGUGUGACUUUGUUAUAUGUUUACACCCCUACUGCUUCUCUUUUCCUGCUUCCCGAGUGGAGAGCAAUCCCUGGUGGUCUGGUGGGGGAAGUAUUGUGGUCUGUUCCAAUUUAAUAAGCUCUUUUGUGGUCUGGCACCCAGUAAAUGACUCAAAGCACAGUCACUGAAAAAUGCCGGUGAAUCACGAGGGAUCUUUUAAAGUGGUUUUCACCUGAUAGUGGACCAGACACAACUCCCUCAAUGAAGUGAAAUGGCCCAGGGCCAAGCAAUGAGAUCUUUUUGAUCUCCCUGCCAGUUCAAGGAGGAACCCCUUUACAGCCAAAUUUGGAAAUCCGGGUGCAGACAUGAGCCCACUAGGCCUCUGUCUGAGCCUGGACCCUAGGAGGCUGCCUAAUGGAUAACCUGGCUUUGGAAACUAAGCAUGUUGGGAGGCAUUCCCUCACAAUGAUGUAUGUAACCUAAAUAUUAAUCUUCUAACUUAACAAAGUCUUUAUAAAUGUAACUAGCAACGGAAUCCCAACACAGAAUUCAACAUGGACAACUUGAUCUGUAGCACUCUCCAGAUCUUCUUCGCUGGGAUGGAAACCACCAGUAUAACAUUGACCUAUGGGUUCCUGCUUCUUCUCAAAUAUCCUGAUAUCCAAGGUAUUGCUUCUGCUAAAAGCUUUCCUCCUGGGAAUAUGUAGAUAUCAUAUAAGCUCUUCAGAGAAAAUAUUUUCAUCCUUUACAUAAAUAUUAAAGGAAUUAAAAUUGUAAAUUUAAAAAAAAAAACACAUAAAAAAAUAAAAGAAUUUAAUUUAGACGUAUUUCCAGAACUGUAAUUUGUGUUUUAAUUUUCUAUUUUAUCUUAUUUCUAUGUGCUUGCUGUCACUCCUUGAAUGAAUUAAACUGGGCAGCCAGUGAUAGGCUGAUAGCAUCAGUUCACACUCUCAGUCAAUCACCAGAUCCCAAAGCUUGUCAGUUACUUUCAUCCCUGCUCAAUACAUUGCCUGGGAGAAUGGACUGGACAGCAGAAUUCUGUGCACUAGGGAAACACCUUAAGUGUUAAACUGUUUGAAAACCAUUUAACACCUUAAGAUAAGACUUUGCCCAGGAGCUCCAGAGGUCAAAGCAAUGUCAUUGAGAUUUAGUUGUCUUGAGGGAAGAGUCCCUUUUACAAAUUAUAUUAUUUGUAGUUAAAUUAUUCAUUGAUCCAUGGAAGUAGUGUUGUGACUAAAUUAUCUAUUUAUGUAUUUCAAUAUUUGCUCUUUAAGUACUUUAAAGCUAUUUUUUUUUUUUUUUACCAGAAAAAGUCCACGAGGAGAUUGAUCGCGUAAUAGGCAGAGAUCGCUGUCCUACAUACCAGGACAAGGGAAUGAUGCCAUAUACAGAGGCAGUGAUCCAUGAGUUCCUCAGAUACAAUGACCUAGUACCAUUUAGCAUGCCACGUAGGAUGACAGAGGACACAGAAUUUUAUGGUUACAAUAUUCCUAAGGUUUGUACAGGAGGUGCAUCAGGCACCCUUUAUUCCCUGCACAAAAUAAUCGUGACAGAAAUUUUUUUGUAUUUUUUUUUUUCCCUUAUUUUCAGGAAACCGAUGUCUACCUUUUCUUGAGCUCUGCUCACAAAGAUCCAGAUUUCUUUCCAAACCCAGAAUCUUUCAAUCCUGAGAACUUCCUAGAUGAAGAUGGACGGUUUAAGAAGAGUGAGGCAUAUCUGGUGUUUGCUGCUGGUCAGUUUUAAUGGGAGUACAAUGUAUCAUCUCUCAUUUUCAUGCAAUAUUAUUUAGUGCUGACUGAGCUUAGAAGCAGAUGGAUAUAGGGAAUUGAUAGAAAAUAUUCAGAAUGGUGCUGUCGAUGUGGGGUACAUGGUGGCAUGUAACUGGUGACCCAGCAUUGGGAACCUGGAAAACUGGGCUGUAAAAUGACACAGAGCACUCUGAUUGGUUACUUAAUCCACCAAUCAGAGUGCUCUGUGUCAUUUUACACAGCGUGGGAAAAUUCCAAAGAACAGCUUGCCUGCCAGUCUCUUCAUUUACCUGUCAGCGCAUUCUGAUUGGAUGGCUUAAACCCACCAAUCAGAGUGCUCUGAGCCUAAUUGCAGGGCGGGGCAAGGCUUUAUAAGCCUUCCCCCGCCCUGCAGAGCUUAGGCUGCGCGGAGCCCUCCAUAGGUGAAGAUUGCUUUUUUUUUGCGCUCGUUUUUUUGUUUUUGUUUUUUUUUUAAAGUGCGUCGGUUAUUAUGGAUUUUGAUUUGGCCUUUUUUGAGGCUGAAAAAAGAUUUUAGAAGAACGUAAACAUCAAAUGGUAAGUUUUAUUUUAUCUUUUUUUAACAGGUACUUAGUUAAUGCCCCCCGCCAUUAUGUUUAGGGUGAUGGGGGUAGGUAGGGGUUAGUUUUUUGUUUUUUUUUGGGAGGGGGGUGACUAGAGGUCUGGGGACCCUUAGUCAACUGGGGGGGUUUAUUUAUGGCCCCCACCUACCGCUCAGGGGUAGGGGACAGGGGGGAGGACAAAAGGUCCCACCCCUUAUUGUUAUUUAGGGCCCCCACCCGCCGUGCAGGGGUGGGGGCCGGGAGGGAGGACAUUAGGUCCCCCCCAAUUUUUAUUGAUGGCCCCCACCCACCGCUCAGGGGUGGGGGGAGGAUAUUAGGUCCCCACCCAUUUUUUAUUUAUGGCCCUCACCCACUGCUCAGGGGUGGGGGCGGGGGGAGGACAGUAGGCUCCCCCAAUUGUUAUUCAGGGCCCCCAACCUCCAUGCAUGACAGGGGUGGGGGCCGGGGGGAGGACAUUAGGUCCCCCCCCAAUUUUUAUUUAUGGCCCCCACCCACCGCUCAAGGUUGGGGGCCAGAGGGGAGGACAGUAGGUCCCCCCCAUUUUUUAUUUAUGGCCCCCACCCACCGUGCAGGGGUGGGGGCCUGGGGGGAGAACAGUUGGUCCCCCCCUCCACAUUCUUCUUUAGGGCCCCCACCCGUCGCACAGGGGUGGGGGCAAUAGGUUUUUUUUUUUUCUUUUACAGUGAGCAGCCAGGUGUCCACUCAACUCUACUUGGGACCCAGAGUGUUGUCAGUCUCUCACUGGCACUGGGUAAAUACAUCAAAUAAGUGGGUGCUAACAAUCUGUAUGCGAUAUUUCCUGUAUGAGUUUACGUUCUUUGCCGCACUGUAUGAACACCUGGACUUCAGAUGAUAUAUAUUGUGUAACACCUAACUCUACUUUCUGAAACUGGGAUGGGGUUUCCUGUCCUUGAGUAGGAGCAGGUCACUAUUGAUAUUCAGUCACCACCUGAUGUCCGCUGGUGGGGGAUACAAGGGACCAGUGGAAAGGGGCCAUUUUAGCGACUGUCCAAUUAGAAUUCCCCAUAUGUUACCAAAUGACUUUCCCUCAUUCAAUAAGGGGCUGUUUGGACUUCGGUAAAUUGACCCUUUAAAUAAAUGUAUUGUGUAACACCGUUGUCUGCCCUCUGAUACUCGGAUGGCUACUUAUAAAGAAAUGAAUCUGGUAAAUGCCUCUUCUACUUCUUUAGGUAAAAGAAAUUGUCUUGGGGAGAGUUUGGCUCACAUGGAAAUCUUCUUACUGUUCACAUCCAUCCUGCAAAACUUCACUCUGACGUCUCCUCUAUCGCUCGAUGCCAUCGAUAUUGACCCUAUAACGACCGUACUGGGGAACUUUCCCAAACCCUACAUGCUAUAUGCAAAGCCUCGUUAAAAUUUACCUUUUAUAUUACAUCUGUCACAUUUUAGGGAGAAAAUUACUCAUACUGUUCUCACACAGUUUGUUCGACCUAAUUCAUGAUACUUAUUUAGCAAAUGUUCUCAGAAUGUUGUUGAUGUUAGAUUCACUUUUAAAUCUAACUUUAGUAAUUAGCAUGUUGGUAUCUCUCCUUAUAUGUACUUAUAAUAAAACCAUGUAAGGCAGGAAGAGAACAAUAUGUGUCCUCUGGAUUAAUGCAGCACUGGGCUUCUUAAAGUAAAAUUUAGAGAUAUAUAAAGCACGCUUUCUGAUACAUUAAGAUUAAUGUGUAUAGCAUGUGUUGGUUUCUUAUCAGAAUAAAUGUAUAAAUACAGAUUGUGUACUGUGUCAGUGUUACUGUAGGUGUGUGAAUGAAUAUUGUAUAAUGUGUGUGGGGAAGUCUUGUAUUUAGUCACUGUAUGAAUGUAUAUACAUUGAGUAUUUAAUCUCAACAAGACUUGUG
Messenger RNA from Pelobates cultripes (western spadefoot toad), 69697 nucleotides. Lineage: Eukaryota; Metazoa; Chordata; Amphibia; Anura; Pelobatidae. The record is from the annotation of a GenBank genome assembly.